Messenger RNA from Pelobates cultripes (western spadefoot toad), 79927 nucleotides. Lineage: Eukaryota; Metazoa; Chordata; Amphibia; Anura; Pelobatidae. The record is from the annotation of a GenBank genome assembly.
AUGGUGCCGCGCCGCCCGGUGGCCGGCAGGAGUUCCAGUUCACCGGCUGCAGUAGGCCCCUCAACUGCAGCGGGCGCUGCUAGGAGCAGGGAUCAGCCAUCUGGGCGGAGCACACCCGGUGAGUCACCCCCUGGGGCUGUUAAGGCAAAAAGGGGAAGAAAGCAGGGGUUGGUGAGCGAGGCCCCCUCGACCCAGUCAGGUUCCGCUGAGGAUGGGGCAGCCAGUAAGGGCUUGGGCAACAGGGAAGUCAUAGCACCUGUAAGUGAUUCCAGGGUAGGUGGUGAGGCGUCCCGAGCACUCAGCAAGGUACGGCAUGGGUGGGCUAGGCCGCAGGCACCCCCUUCAAUAGCGCAGCAGCCACAGGUGACAGGACAGCGUGAGGUGCACAGGGCGCUGGUGACAGGUGGCGGGAUCACAGCAGGGAGCAGCAUGGCCCCUUCCCAGAUUGGCACGGGUACUGGGUGCUGUAGGACAACAGACCAGCGGGUGGGCAGGGACAGCCGCACUCAGGAUAGGGAAGCCAGGCCCCCAAGGGGGUGUAGAGCCAGUAGGGGGGACAGGAGGGCUUCUAGCCAUCGCUCCAGGAGUAAUCGGCGGAGCAGGCAGCGCAGUAGCAGUGGGGAGUCUGUGGCUGGGCGAUGCUGUGACUCACCCGUUAGGGGAUCAUCCUCACAGGGGAGUGCCUCCAGGUCAGUCAGCGGGGGCUCCCCCGACAGGAGGUGCAGAAGUUUUUCAGGUGAUAGUUACGGCCGCAAGGGUCAGGAUGCCGGGAGUCACAGGCCGCAUAGAGAAUCACCGGGUGAGGUCAGGGGGGAGCGGUGUUAUGAUGACGGCCUCCCCAGGUUUGCUUCUUCUGUUCACAGGUCAUUGGAUGUCGGGUCGGCGGGCCGAAGGAGGCCUCAGGACGGCGGGGAUUUCCAAACAGCUUCGCCAGGACCCUCACACGGCGGAGUUCGGGUAGCAGCCCCAGGAUCGGCGGCACCACGGGGUUUGGCUGGUGAGUCCCACAGUACACCACACUCUGGAGACUUGUUAGAGGGCUUAAAAUCGUUUCUUACAUCGUGGAGUUCAGGUUCAGAUAGAGGGGCUUCCUUCAGCAAGGUUUGGUUGCCAGGGCCGUCGGGUCUGGGGACGGGGGAGAAAUUAAUAACAGGACAGGCAGGGAGCAGUACAGGGGAGGUUAUGGCAGCGUCAUCGGCAUCGGUAGCCACAGAAGUAGUAGCUGAGAGGGACCUGCUAUUGGGUGAUAUCCCGGAUGCAGCACGGCAGAAUGUGCAUGUGUCGUUUGCGGGUCCGCUAGGGUGUCAUCUCAAAUUGGAGGUUAAAGAAAAACUGUGGAAAGGGGAAUUUGUGGAGAUCUUCUCCCUUCUCCCACUAGAGGAAUACUUAGACUUGAAGGAGGAGGAUAAAAAAGAUUCCAAGAAGGAAGAGGAAGAAAAACGGCGACGGUAUAGAAAAAUCCCUAAAACUUUCGGGAAUUGGCUGCGAGCCUUUUGCAGAUUGGCGAGUGUCCUGGGUGAGAAGGCGCCUGAGAAAUGCUCUCAGCUAUUCUGUUAUCUGGACGGUGUGUGGGAGUCAUAUCGCACUUAUGGGGGAUUGGCCUGGUGGCGGUAUGAUGAACAGUUCCGUCAGAGGUUAUCGGCUAAUCCGGGAAUGCGGUGGGAUCAGAUGGACCUGCCAUUAUGGAUGAAGCUGAUGAUGGCGCAGAAGGCAGCUCCCUUUCAGGGGGGGGGGGCGGCGCCGGUCCCUCUUCCACCUCGUCGGCUGCUCAAAGGAAGGGAUUCUGCUGGCUCUUUAAUGAAGGCCAAUGUAAGUGGGGCUCCGCAUGCCGUUUUAGGCAUGAAUGCUCCGGAUGCGGUGGGGGGCAUGGUUACAACCGGUGUUUUAAGCGGGGUAAGCCCGCGGCAACAGGAAACGCCGGCGGUGCGUCAGCACCAUCCGCUUCCUCUGGGGUCCUCGCCAGUUAAGGUAGACGCGAUGCUCCCAUGGCUAAGCAGGUACGGUAAUCGGGAGGAUGCCCGAUUAUUGCUAGAAGGGUUCAUGCAGGGUUUUAUCAUACCAUUCCGGAAACGGGUGGUGGUUCCUCGUUUCCGUAACCUGCGCUCUGUGGGCGAACACCAUGACGUAGUAUGGGAGAAAUUGCUUCAUGAGGUUCGCCUGGGGCGGAUGGCGGGGCCGUAUGGGGAGCCGCCUCUGCCAGAUCUUAGGGUUUCUCCUUUAGGUGUGGUGCCCAAGAAGGAGAAGGGGAAAUUUCGCCUUAUCCACCACUUGUCGUACCCGAAAGGGUCAUCAGUCAAUGAUGACAUUGACGGGGCUCUUUGUUCUGUUUCGUAUGCAUCAUUGCAGUCCUUGUUGGGGCGGUUGAAUUUUGCAUGUCGCAUUAUUCCGGUGGAAAGGGUAUUCAACCGGUUCCUAGCUAAGGCCACUGCGGGAGUACGGUCCCCUCAUCACUUUAUCAGGGUCACAGCCCCGAUGAGGGAGGAUUUGGGGGUAUGGGAGACCUUCCUGAAGGUAUUCUUUAGGGAUAAAAGUAUUGAAUCACCCGAGUUGGAACUUUUUACCGACGUGUCAGGAAGCGUGGGUUUUGGGGCUUACUUUGCUGGUCAUUGGUGUGCGGAGAAGUGGCCCGAACAUUGGGCAGCCAGCCCACUUAUUCGGAACUUGGCCUUUCUCGAGUUAUUCCCAUUGGUAGUAGCGCUCUCAUUGUGGGGCCAAGUCUUUCGCGAUAGGAGAGUGAUCUUCUUUACGGACAAUAUGGCCGUAGUGGAGGCUGUGAAUAAUCUUUCGGAUUCAUCGGUCCCAGUGAUUUGACUCCUUCGUAGGUUUGUUUUGUAUUGCAUGCAGUGGAAUAUUGUUUUUCGUGCACGUCAUGUACCGGGAUUCUUGAACGUAAUUGCUGAUUCGCUUUCUCGCUUUCAGUGGGAAAAAUUUCGGUUGGAGGCUCCGAACGCACAAAUGGAGGGUCUGUCAUGUCUGGAUCACAUGUGGCGGCUCGGGACCUCUUGCUUGGAGGACUGAUCAGGGAUUCGUUGGCUCCGGGCACGUGGGCGGCGUAUAGUAAAGUAUGGAAAAGUUGGGACGAAGCUUUGGGCUGUACGGGGGAUCAGGUUUCCGCAGAGGUACGUCUCGAUACGCUAUUAUGGUUGCUUUGCCGCUUAUUCACGGCAGGGGCUUCUCCGGCGGUGGUCGGCUGAACCUUGCAGCGUUGGCGUUCCUCUUCAAGCUCAAUGGGUGGGAGGAUUCGACGAAGUCCUUUGUAGUAAGGCAGGCAGUGAAGGGUUAUCGUAAGGGUAAGUUGGAACCUGACACUAGGAGACCGGUGUCUUUUGCCUUGCUUCAACAACUGUUGGGAGUCCUGCCAGGUUUAUGUUUCUCCUCGUUCGAGGUUUUGUUAUUUACGGUUGCUUUUGUAUGGGCCUUUUUCGGGGCUUUUCGGGUGAGUGAAACUGUAAGUGGCAGCAGAGUUAGGCAAGGUGGUCUUCAGUUCGCGGACGUGGAAUUGGGGGUAGAGCAGGUAGCCAUUCGAUUACGGCGCUCGAAGACAGAUGUCUUUGGGAAAGGUUGUACAGUUAAAUUAUUUUCACUACCUCAGGUUGCGGCUUGCCCGGUGAGCAGUGCUCGCCGAUAUAUGGAGAUCCGUCCAAAGGGUCAGGGUUCGUUUUUUCGGCAUGCGGACGGUUCGGCGAUGUCUAAGUUUCAGUUUACCAGGGUCUUUAAGCUGAGUUUGGAACGCCUGGGUCUGGAUCCCACGCAGUUUGGCACCCACUCGUUUAGGAUUGGGGCUGCCACGGAGGCAGCGAGGUUGGGUCUAGGUGACGAUUUAGUUAAAAAGAUUGGGAGAUGGGAAUCGCUCAGGUUCCGCUCUUAUGUCUGGCCGGAUCGGUUAGUGUAAUUCAGGUUUGAUGUUAUGGGGUACACGAUACGACGGCCCGGUGGUUAUAAGUUAUUUCUUUCAUUUUCAGGUGGAGUCGCAUGGAUAGUAGGCCAUUCCUAUGUCUACUGGGCGGAACGGAGAGCUGCAGUUCGGAGACAAGGCACGCAGCUGGGCUUUCCGACGGAUGUUUUACGAUUGUUAUGGUUUGGUUUCCGGGGUUUUGGUUGGAGAGACAUAUGUUUAGAAUUAUUUCGGAAGAUUGGUCAGGGGGAGGUUCCCGAAUUCAUAUUGUUACACGCUGGGGGGAAUGAUUUUGGUCUGGUACCACAAAGGGAAUUAGUACGUUGUAUAAAGAGGGACGUGGAUAAGUUGAGGUCCUUACUUCCCGGGGUGGUUAUUGUAUGGUCGGAAACUAUACCGCGUUUCCAUUGGCGUCAUGCGCGGGAUUUUUCAGCUAUGGCGAGAUGUAGACGCAAGUUUAAUAAGUUGGUGGCGAUUUUUAUCAAAAGGUCUGGUGGGGUAGAAAUCAGACAUAGGGAGCUGGAGGAUAUGUUGCCGGGAUAUUUCAGGCGUGAUGGCGUGCAUCUUUCCGGAGUAGGUCUAGAUUUUCUCAACUUGGGCUUCCAGGACGGCUUGAGACAGGCUUUGUUUAUUCGGAGUGGGGGCGCCCAGGUGGCUUGAGGUGGUCAAGCUCUGUGCUGUGGCGGGGGAUGGAUUAGGUUAAUUGGGGGGUAGGCCGGUUUUUGGUAAGUGGGAUAGGUCAGGAGGAAUACUUACCUUUGGAUUUGGUGGUAGGUUCGAGCUCGUCGGUAGCUCCGAACCUGGGGGUGUAGGGGUGUCUCUGUAUGCCCCUACACUGGAAAUGGAUGCCCUUGGUGGCUGGGAUAAUGGUGUAGGGGUGUCUUGGUAUGCCCCUACAGUGGAAAGGGAUGCCCUUGGUGGCUGUGAUAAUGGCGUAGGGGUGUCUUGGUGUGCCCCUGUGACGAAGUGCCCUUCGCCACUUGUGCCUGGAGAGGACUGCUUGCCCGCCUCUUGCCCUGUGACUAUGGCCCCUGGGAUGUAUUGCCCUUUAAAGACAUGAUUUGGGCAUAAUGGAUUUGUGUUGUGCUGCUGCUGGCCCUUUAAGAACCAUCUGGGGACAUACUGUGGAUUUACUGGGUGGCCACCAUUUCCUGUAUCAGAAGCACAUGGUGAGAACAAUGGAUGGCGGCCAUUUUAACUCACAGACACUGUUUGGACUUUUCAACACGGUGCCAUCUCGCCAGUAUUUGGUGCACAGAGACAUCGUGCAGUGGUUUUGGACUAUACAGCAGGGGUUAUUUGGACUAUACAGUUAUGGGGUUAUUGCAUGUUUUGGGGUCCCUGUGAUGUAUAUUUUAGAAGUUAUGAAUGCUGUAAAAAUUGUAAUGUUUCUGGCCAGCAGAUAAUUGAGCUUUGUGUAUUGUAGAAACUCAAUUAUCUAGCCUGGCCCAGAGGAGGAGUUUUGUGUUGCAUAAAUUGUGAGUUCUGUGUGCCAGUAAAUCAGUCUUGUUCCAGCAUUAAGCCUUGGCUCAUGUUUGGGGGAAGGGAUACCUACACUCUGGGGAUUGCUAUAAUCACUUACUCCCCAGAGGAAGCUCUUGCAAUAGCUUGAUUUGUUCCUGUUCCUGCUCUCUGGGGAAAGAGAGGUUCACCCACUGGAAGCUGGAUCCUGGCCUUGGGUCCAGGGUGGGUGGAAACAGCAGAGACCCCGGCGCAGUUGCAUCGCUGGAAGUAGGGUCUGCAGUGCUGAUGGUGUCGGUUGGAGUGCUUGGAGUCCUCAGCGAGGACUAGGAGCAUCGAUUGGCGGAGGUACUCAGUCGGAGUGCCAGCGUUCCGUCACAUUUGGUGGCAGCGGCGGGAUGGCGUCCUAGUGCGAGGACCAGCAGUUCAGAGACACCGGUAACGUGUGGAGUUACGGAUUUAUAAUUGAGGGCAACGCUAGCCUCUGCGCAGCGUCCCUACCUACAGCAACAUGGAGCUAGCAAGACCCUGAACAGCAGCCAGUGAAUUGCAAAUCCGCCUGUCACAGUGCUAUGAGGGUGCUGAUUUCAUGAAGGAAGUAAAGGCGCGGCUGGUCUGGUUUGGCCCAAACCCUUCAGAUGAGGUGGUCCAUCAAGUGAUGCGCCUGUUGAGUGCUGAGAACCAAGACGCACGGAACUACGAGUACCAACUGUGGAGUUUGGGGGUAUUGACACCCCGUCUCCAGCGACAGAGUGAGUUACAGGGAGAGGAGAGCAGUGACCUCCCUUCCCAGCGGCAGUGCACCAUACAGAGGGAAGAGACAACCGGUCUCUCUCCCCAGCGGCGGCCUGAGUUCCAGGAGGAGGUGAUGGUAGAUCCCUCCCCCGUACAGCAACCAGCGUACUGGGGAGGGGAGGCAACCGGCCUCCCUCUCCAACAGCAGCCGGAGGUGGGCGACCUCAUAGACUUGUCCUGGGGACACAGAGAGAUGGCAAGCGGAGAUGGGACCGAAGUCUCUCUGCCAGCCCUACAGGGAUGCUGGGCAGUCAGCCCAGGUCCCCAGCGGCAGUAUAAUAUACAGGGAGAGGAGACAACUGGUCUCUCUCCCCAGCGGCGGCCUGAGUUCCAGGAGGAGGUGAUGGUCGAUCCCUCCACCUUACAGCAACCAGCGUCCUGGGGUGUGGGGGCAACCAGCCUCCCCCUCCAACAGCAGCCAGAGAUACCGGGAGAGGGGGAAGACAAACCUAACCACACUGGCGCAGAUGGGACCGCGGUCUCUGUGCCAGUCCUACAGGGAGGCUGGACGGGCGGUCCAGAUCCCCAACCAACCCCGCAGGGAUGCCAGGAGGAGGAGGUAAGCGAAACUUCCCCUCCCCAGCUACAUCCCAACUGGGUCCAGGGGGCAGUGGAUGAGCCUGCGAUACCCACUGACCCCCUCCCAGCAGAAGAGCUGGCAUCUGGGCACAGCUCUGUUAGCCUCUGCCCCCCCUUUUCCCCGGUAUCAGAGCCUGACUUACCACGGGUUACCCCAGUGGAAGAGCUGGCAGCAGGGCAGAGCACCGCUGGCCUCUGCCCCCCAAGCAACACCAGCAGUUUGCCUAGCUGCACCAGGGCGACCGAGAGUGCUGCGCUGUCCCACUACAAACUUGAACCUACAGGCCAGUACCAUUUAUUGUGGGGGGGUUACUCUGCGUAUUUUUCUUUGUGGGUGGGCUGCCCGACUAAUCUAGGUACUGACAUACUGUGGAGUUACUGGGUGGCCACCAUUUCCUGUAUCAGAAGCACAUGGUGAGAACAAUGGAUGGCGGCCAUUUUAACUCACAGACACUGUUUGGACUUUUCAACACGGUGCCAUCUCGCCAGUAUUUGGUGCACAGAGACAUUGUGCAGUGGUUUUGGACUAUACAGCAGGGGACACAUUAUACAGUAAUUGUUUUUCAUUUAGCCUGUAUAUGUUCUGCAGAAUCUGCAUUAAACUGUAUUUUCCAAAGUACUGAACGGAUCUGGGUGAAUUUUGGAUAUGUGGUUCACCCAGAUCCCCGGUUCCAAGGAUAUACUUUUUAUGGGGUUAUUGCAUGUUUUGGGGUCCCUGUGAUGUAUAUUUUAGAAGUUAUGAAUGCUGUAAAAAUUGUAAUGUUUCUGGCCAGCAGAUAAUUGAGCUUUGUGUAUUGUAGAAACUCAAUUAUCUAGCCUGGCCCAGAGGAGGAGUUUUGUGUUGCAUAAAUUGUGAGUUCUGUGUGCCAGUAAAUCAGUCUUGUUCCAGCAUUAAGCCUUGGCUCAUGUUUGGGGGAAGGGAUACCUACACUCUGGGGAUUGCUAUAAUCACUUACUCCCCAGAGGAAGCUCUUGCAAUAGCUUGAUUUGUUCCUGCUCUCUGGGGAAAGAGAGGUUCACCCACUGGAAGCUGGAUCCUGGCCUUGGGUCCAGGGUGGGUGGAAACAGCAGAGACCCCGGCGCAGUUGCAUCGCUGGAAGUGGGGUCUGCAGUGCUGAUGGUGUCGGUUGGAGUGCUUGGAGUCCUCAGCGAGCACUAGGAGCAUCGAUUGGCGGAGGUACUCAGUCGGAGUGCCAGCGUUCCGUCACAGCCCCUACAAUUGGAAAUGGAUGCCCUGGGUGGCUAUGUUAAUGUUUAUGUUAUUUAUACUAUGUUAUAUGGUUAUAUGGAUGUAUUCUGUAAAAUGGUUUAGGUCAUUGUCUUGGUGUAAAGUUAUGUUAAUUGGGGGGAUGUCUUCCUAAUCGUUGUUGACAAUGACCUUUUAAAUUUAUAUUUUAUUAUUUAUAUAUUUAAUAAAGCCGUGGAAUAUUUUGCCAAAAUUCAUGUGUCUGUAAUUCUUGAAGGUCUCUAAUUGGUUAUAACAGGAAUAGGCCAAAAGGACGAUGAUGCGCAUGUCAUGUAGCUUCUCCCUAUUUCCUGUUGCCACUGACAAAACUCUGAAUCAUGAACUAAAUGGCUCUUCCAUUGCCAGUUUUGUGUUGUUUUGUGAUGUGUCCAUGUGAAUUUAGGAGCUGUAAAUCAUCAAUUACCCAAAAAUUUGGACAAAUUGCAUUUAAAACCAAAUUCACAAGUUUAACAUAUUUACAAGACUUUUGGUUCCGAAAGUCUCACUGAGAAUUAUGGCAGUUGCAGUUCUAACCAUCUGAAAUGUACUUGGUUUACAGAUCUUUUUUUAAUUAUUAUUAAUAUUUUCUUCUUUAUUUGUUUCUUACAUUUCACAUACAAAAAUGCCAAAGAUAAAUACAUCUUAUUUAUAUGAAGGUCACAACAAUACACAAUAACAACAUACAAAAGAGACAUGUAUCAGAUGUCAGUGUCAGGAGGAGUAACAAUACUCAGCGCUCCACCAGGAAAUCUAAGAAAUAAAAAAUGUAAAAACAGCAGGGUAUAGCAAAAGGUGAGAACCAAAAUAGAGCAUAUAAUACUAUAUUAUACAAAAUCUUAUAUCUUUUCUGAUUAACACAAAAUACUGAAGCAAUUACUCUUUCCAUCAUAUAUUGAGACUUAAUAGCAUGCUUUAUUUGUGGCCAAGUUUCAAACAAAGAUGGAUUUCAUUUCUUGGCAAUUUACGUUUUAAAAGCCAUUAAAGGGACACUAUAAUCACCAGAACAACUACCGUGUAUUGUUUUUGUUCUGAUGAGUAGAAUGAGUCCCUUCAGGCUUUUUGCCUCUUCUGAGAAAAUUUAGUGUUUACAUUGUAGCCUAGUAGUGAUACCUCCAGUGGCCACUCCUCAGAUGACUACUAGAGGUUCUUACUGGGGCAAUGUCAGUGUCUCCACCCUCUGCAUGGAGAUACUGAACUUUACUCACAGAGAUUCAUUGAUUGAAUUAAUCUCUAUGAGGAGAUGCUGAUUGACCCAGGCUAUGUUUGACUUGUGCUGGCUCUGCCCCUGAUCUGUCUCUUUGGCAGUCUCAGCCAAUCCUAUGGGAAAGCAUUGUGAUUGGUUCAGAGAAUCACUUCUGAUGAUAGAAAAGCUGGCAGAUCUGGGGCAGAGGCAGCAGCUGCAAACUUGAAUACAUGUAAGAUUUUACUAUAUUUAGGAAGGCAAGGGGAGCCAGGGGGCUAGAUUGUGGUUUUAACACGACAGGGUCAGGAAUACAUGUUUGUGUUGCUGACCCUAUAGUGUUCCUUUAAGGCAUGAAUCAGGGACCGAGCACUUUGUUUAAAAAUAAUAUUUUCCAACUUGAUUUAACGGAGACAAUCCCAACAAAUUUGCUUUUCAUCUUCAUUAAUUGACACACAUCUCCAGCAUAAAUGAGUCUCGAGAGAACAUUUUUGACAAUUUUAAAGGUGAGACUUUAUAUUUAAAUAGUGGACCAUAGAAUAGACUGUUUGCAAAGCAUUCAUACCUUUGAUAUCAAUCACUAUAUGUAGAUCUCUUCCCUAAAACAUUUUUGUACUGGGAAUAACCAGGCUCCUUAUAGAUCGAAUUACAGCUACACAACUAGACAAUACGUUUAAGUCCUUCUCUUCAUUGAGAAUGGAGUUUAAUUUUUUAAUUGGGGCAGACUGAUUUACCCAGCACAAUGAGGUGGACAAAAAAAAAACAUAAUUCUUAUACAAAAAAAAUCUUCUCCCUAGAUAGAUUCAAUUCUUGUAAAUUUUGAGAAGUUUCAAAUCCAGGCUCAUUCAAUAGGGUUGAAAUUUUUGUAAUACCAGUGCACAACCAUGUUCUUAAAUCCAAAGUCUCAAUUAUUCUCAUCAAAUAUUUGAAGGGCAGAAAUGGCACACCCUUAUACUAUAUUCUUCCAUUUUGCACCAACCCUGUGAUUUAUAAUUUUCUGAAUGCAUGUUUAACACAUGUAUCAGAAGAGCUGCUGAUAUAAAAUAUACAAAAGAUUUGGGAACCGUAUUCCUCCCUAUUUCUUAUUUAAAUAUAGAAGAUUUAUACCUAUCCUUGUUUUUUUCCACAACCAAAAAUAUUUAAUAAAAUAUUUACCAACUUUAAACAUGGAAUAGGUACAUCUAGAGCAGACCUGCACAACAUACACCUCCAUGUGCCGCUUGCUGCCCACCAAAGCAUUUCAGGUGGUCAGUGAGGACAGGACUGGCACUACCAUAAGGCUGCAUUUGGUUGCCCCGGCCUAGGGGAUGAAGGAUCUGUUUGACCAGCAGGAGCGGAGCGCACUCCACAGCACUCUCCUCCAGCCAGUCACAGCAUGUAGCGUGGCCACGCAGACUGUGGUAGAGGAGCUUCUGUAAACUCUCCCCAGUCUGACAGGAAGUGCUUACAGGGAACGCCGAACUGCUUCCUGUCUGACCAGGGAGAGGUUACAGAAGCUACUCUACCCAAGUUCAUGGCUCUGUCAUGCUACACCUGAGGGAGGUGAGCUGGCACAGGGGGUGAGAACCCACAAGUGGGGCAAAAGAGACAGACAGGGGCUAAGGAGGGGCACAAAGAGAUACGGAGGGGUUAAAGAAGGGGCAAAAGGAAUAGACAGGGGCUGGAUGGGACUCAGAGGGGUUGGGAAAGGGGCAAAAAAGACAGACAUGAGCUUGGGUGGACACAGAGAGAGCGCAGUGGGAUUGGGGAAGGGCCAAAAAAGACAGAUGGGGCUUGGGGAACGGCACACAGAGACACAGAGGGGAUGGGAAGGGGGCAAAAGAGACCGACAGGAGUUUGAGGGGUGCACAGAGUGACACAGAGGGAUUAGGGAGGGGCAAAAGAGACAGCCAUGGACUAGGGAAAGGGAAAAGAGACAGACAGGGACUGGAAAUUUGAGAAAGAGACACACUAAAGAGCUUGGGGGAAAAAGAGACAUACAGGGUUGAGGAGAGACACCCAGAAGGCUUUAGGAGGAGGGGGAGACAAAGAGACGGAGAGGGACUGGGGGAAGAGAUACACACAUCGGUUGUGAAGGAAAUGAAUAGAAAUACAAAAGGGUUUGGAGGAGAAAGAAAUGCACAGAAAGGCUGGGGGGAGACACAGAGGGACAGGUGAAGGGGCAAAAAUAGAUAGACAGGGACUGGUAAAGGGGCAAAAGACAUAGACAUGGGCUGGGGAAGGGAAAAAGAGACAGACAUGAGCUGGGGGGAAACAAAGAGACAGUGGGGCAGAUAUUUUGAAAACAUUGGUUUCAAACAUGAUUCCUGAGUCCGGUCAACUGAUUGUUGACAAGAAGUGUAAUACGUCCCAUUAACAGUAAGAAAAACCUGAAAAAUUUAUUCAAACUUGUACCGCUUAGCAAAGUAAUUUUUAUAAUAUGGUUUAUUUGCAAAAAAGUUUAAUCAUUAACUAUACCUUUACUUGUAAAGUGAGGCGCAAAAAAACGAACUGCAGUCUGAAGAAGUUUAGCCUAUUUUAAUUUUGUCCCCUUACUACUGCCAGGUUGUGCAUGUCUGUUCUAGAGUAAUCAUCCUUAAUAGGUAUAUAAAGCCAAUAAGUGAUUAGUCUCCCUUAACAAGGGGAAGAAAUUAGCCCCCAUUAAUUUAUUAGGGUGUGAUGGUUUACAGAUCUUGCACAAUACUUUUUGCACUCUACAUGCACACAAAGUAGGUGGCACAUUUCAUAUCCACUGCUUUUACUUGAACUCAUAUUUAGCUCCAAUGUUGCCGCAUGUCAUGUUGUCAGCAACGUAACAUAGUAAAGUAAGUUGAAGAAAAAUCCACCCCCAUCAAGCUCAGCCUUUCACAUAUCUUUUUCUACAGUAAGCAAUCACUAUCAUAUUACAGAUAGACAAUAGAAGAAAUAUUUAUUACAUUUAUUUACUAUACAGUACAUUGUGGUAUACUGAAAACCCGUACGGGUAGGACCAGUCUGAUAUGCUUCAGUUAUGUUCUCUGUAUUGGCACAAGAUGAGCUAAAACCAGCUCGAGAUCUGAGCAGGGACCCACCGAAGGGCAGGCUAGUUGAGCUGUUGUCCGUUCUCACCUCUUGCUACUUCUUUUUCUCUCCUUAAGUUUAAAGGGCAAUCCAGACGUGAACCCCUUGCUCACGGUGCCUAGAGGGAUAUUGGCUAUACCUCACUGAUGACACAUCUCCAUUAAACGAUUGAAACGAUUGUCUGGGUUUGCUGUAUCUCUCGUGCAAAGGGAACUUGCUGACAUUUCGGAUUUGGCUGCCCGUAUGGGUGGGACCAGUCUAAUAUGUUCUCUGUGUAAUGGGACAAGUGAGCAAAAACUGUUUUGAGACCUGAGCGGGGAUUUACCGAAGGGGAUUUGUUCUCCGAGUUCUCAUUCUAAAGGUUUAAGCUCGAACUGCCAAGUUUUAAAAAGCCUUAUUUUUCAAAGUGCUAUUAGCAAUUUAAAAAAAAAAAAUCUUUUGUGUGUGAUAGAAGCAAAUUAUUACAUCCUAAUUCAGAGCAUACUCAAUAUUAAAGCAGGUUGUACCCUGCUUUACAAUAAUAGCUCUUCGGCUCUGUGGGAACUCGCUUCCUUCCUCCGAUAGAUGCUCACCCAGUCUCCACUCAAAAACCCACUUCUUCAUUAAGGCGAAUCAAUUAAACUGUUAAUAGCUCCCGACUGAUUCCUCUCUUGCAACUGUCAUUAGUCUAAUACUAUACUUACCUUUUGUGUCACCUUACCCCACUCCCUCUAGCAUGUAAGCUCAUUGAGCAGGGCCCUCAACCCCUCUGUUCCUGUGUGUCCAACUUGUCUGGUUACAACUACAUGUCCAUUCGUCCACCCAUUGUAAAGCGCUGCGGAAUUUGAUGGCGCUAUAUAAAUAAUAAUAAUAAUAAUAACAUAAUAAUAAUAAUAAUAAUAAUGUCAACUCUGACUGUCUGAGUAAAGGCUGUUGAUACCAGUCGUACAGCAAAGUUCUGUAAAUUCUACCACUGAAUCAUUUUGUCUGAAAUCAGUACAGGGGACUCACAUGAACCUCACGCAUGCUUAAAACUGUCUAUCUGUAUAAACAUACGCUUGCACAUCUACUUCUGUCUUUGUUUAUCCAUGCAUAUGUCUGUUUGCAAAUCUCUUUAUGUAUCCUUCUAUCUAUCCAUCCAAUACUACCAGUCUGCCUGUUUUGCUUCAUUCAGUGGUCUUUAAUAUUUCGGUCUUCAUAGUGAACAAUGAAUUUAGUAAAGUUUCCACCAGGUGGUGCUGGUAAUGUGUAUGCUUCCUAACUUGUCACAGCCCCCUUUUCAAUGACUGGAACAAACCUCACAAAAUUUAAAAGGCUUUAGAGCACAGAAUGUCUUCAGCUGUGUGGUUCUGUGUGCUUAGUUGAGCUGUGCAAGACAUUUGGACUCUUAUAUCUUCUGGAUUUGUAAAUCACAAAGGCUUUUGAUUUCUGCAACCAAAUCCUGUAUCCAUUAAUUUCUUAAAGAAAAUGAAAAAUCCCCUUGUCCUGUUAUGGUCCUUCAAUUUUUUUGGAUUUUCCUAUGGGACUGGAUUCAUGUACCAAUUCCCAGCAUCCAGUCUGCAACACAAUUAUCCUGAUCAGAACGCAGCGUCUGCCGCCAACAGCUUUCAAAACCGUCGGUGAGUAAAGCUAUUAUCAAAACAUGCAUUUAUUAUAAUUCAAUAUGGUAGCUAAUAGAUAAUAAAAUUCCAAGUACAAUUUUUUUUUUUUUUUUUUUUAAACACAAAAAACAAACCGUUGUUUUGUUUUAUUUAAAAAUAUAUUAAUGUGCCUAUUCUACUGUAUUUUGUGUAACAAACAGCGUUCCAAAAAAUAAACAAGACAUCUUGUUCCAAACGUGUGUUUUCUCAUUGAAUGUGGUAACUUAUAUCUGACACUGGAUCAUAACAUAGUUGUAGUUGGGAAUUGGAGUCCUGUGCAAUUACUAGUUAUCAAGCAUCUCCAAGCUUCCCGGUUGAGUAUUUAUUUAUUACUGAUAUUUUCUGCAGCGCUGUACAAUUCCGUUAGAACGUACAAUAUACAUAGACAAAUUCAACAGGUAGAGAGGGCCCUGCCUGUAAGCUGAGAUCUAGCCAUUGAAGCUCUUUUAUGGAAAGCUAGAUAGCCUGUGAGCUUACAAUCUAGAGGAUAUAAUGGGGAUUUGAGACAAGAGGUAGCAGGGGGAGUUUGGAAGUGAUGGCUAAAAGAAGUUAACAGAACGUACUCAUUGAUGUUAAGGACUUGUCACACGCAUGCAGCUCAUGUGAAUGCCACUGACUCCAAGUUGCUCAUUGAUUGACUUGGGAAUAUUUUAAAUUUGUUUUGCACUGAACUUUCUGAAAUCCAAGACUUGCCCAGGAUGCCGUGAUUACGCACUCCGAGUUAGGUCAUAUUGUCACUUGACUUUAUGUAAGUGUAUGUCCAAGCUGAAAAUCUAUUAGAAUAUCAAUAUUAAUAUCAUUAUCAAUAAAUAACAAUGGAUUGCAUUAAAAAAUAUUUUCCUGUUUAUUACCAUAUAGAACAAUAAAAUGCAUCAUGAUGCUUCUAUUAAAUAUAUUAAUUCUUAGCUACAUAUUAUUCACUUUUAAGGCUCAAUGAAGGAAUAGGGGAUUACUGUAAAAUCAUGCUGAAAAUGAGAGACUGAGCAAGCAAUUGGUGGAAUUUGCUUAAUUUAACCAAUCCCCACCUAGAUUUAAAUUGUAUCUCAUGAUUGAUGUACAUAGAUUUUAAUUAGUUACUAAUGGUUAUGCUGUGUGCUGAUUUUAGAGAUUUCAAAAAAAAAAAAUACCACUUACAGCGAUAAUUUCUAAUUAUGGAUUAGCAUAUUCAUUGGUUCUAAUUUAAUUACACUUAUAUAGCUGGACUUGAUUAUAAUUAGCAAGAUUGAACUGAUAACUUUUACAAAUACAUUUCAAGUGUUUGAUCUACAUAGAAUGCCCUGUAGAGGGCAGUGUUGGUCUGGAAUGCACAUAAAUGUCUUCGGAAUCUUUUAAGGUUUUUUUUUUUUCUUUUUUUUUUCAAUCAGUGUUUUCACUUGAGAGUUAAGUGACACUAGGCAUUUAUACAGUGAUGCUAUGCAGCAAUUCUAUGUCAUAUGUAAUGUUGUUGUAACAUACUGUAUGUAAAAGCAAAUGUUAGGGUAAAUGUUAGGUCACGGGCGUUGCUAGGUUCCAGAAAUACCUGGGGCUUGAGCCCAAAGGAAUACUCAAUGAGCACUUUUAUAAUGGAGAUAUGUCAUGUCCCGGGCCUCUCUAGCCAUGAUGUUUAAUUAAAAAUAAUAUAUAUUUUAAAAAAACAUUAUCCUCCUGCCCCCGUCCACCAACUGUAAAGAUUAGUUGCUAAAGAGUCCUGUAUCCGGGGCUUCAGUCCCGAAAGUAAGUAGUCAAACUGUUUUAGGUCAAAGCCUAAUGUGUGCGGGGUGCUGCCCUCCGCCUCUACUACCUCAGCCAGAGAGCCGGAAGCUCUUGAUGUGCUUAGCUGAGGUAGUGGAAGGGGGGUCGCAGUGCCUGGCAGAACCCAUGUAAGAAUUCAGGCAUUUUAAAUGGUUUGACUACUUACAAGGGGGGUGGCCAGGAGACUCUACAUGCUGCAGUGGUGAUGGUAGUUGAAGUGUUUCUUCAAAUUGCAAAACUUAGCGAAAAUAGCAAAUACGGCCAGUGGAGAGAAACCUAUAAAAUAGAAAUGUUUUUGUUUUAGCUUUGUAUAUGAUUUUCUAAACGGUUUAUUAUCAUUCUCUUAUUUAUUUAUACUAGAUAAAAAUGAACUGGUACUAAAGUUAUUUUCUCUACACAUCUAACGUGUGAAUUGUAUUCUAUAACCGCUAGAACUCUUGGAACUUUGCUGCUGGAACAUAUCAUCUGCAGUGGCUUCAAGUGUAAGCAUGUGUUCCUUAUAAAGUCACUAAGGAUGUGAGCAGUAUUUAAACAAUGGAUAAACAGUACUGUUUAUCAAGAGGUAAAAUUACCUUAGCAAAUACACAAUGUCUUCUGUGGAAACUCAACGAUGUGGACAUGUUGAGAUGGACUUUUGGCUUUCAGACAGUGUUAAUGCUUGCAGUCAGAAUUUAUGGUUGCCUGUUCAUUUUUUUUUGGCCAUCUAAGGACCAGGGGCUAUGCAAACUCAGUUUCUUAUGACUCUAUGGCAUGUGUUUGGUCCUAGAAGAAAGUCAGUAGCUGCAAAUAAUAAGAAUGAACCACUAAAUACUUCUAUGCAAAAAGGCUGUUAUGGCUAGCGGUUCUUUCUGCAUAUUGGACCUUGUGCUGUUAAAACAAUAAAAUGGUAAAUUGCUGAAUUGCAUGCUAUCACCUAUGAAGUGUGUAUCACCGGCUUUCUCUCCAAUCUCAGUCUAAUUCAGGGUUGGAUAGUGAUCAAUAGUUAACCCCUUACCUUCACGUGUUAGACAUAUACAAUGAAGGCAGUCCUGACAUCAUCUGCUACGAAGAGGAUAAGCAUGGGUUUAUAUUGUCUAUGGCACUUAUUCUAUAAAUAUAUUAGAAUAUUAGAUCAAUCAAAAUAUAAAAAAUAGGGAGGUUCAAGAUUACCAGAUGUAUGUGGAAGUAGUCUACAGAUUUACUCGUAGACUAUGCGUACAAAGUUUACAAACUUUUUACAUGUGUUGUAUAAUUUCAUGUCCACAUUCCCAUGAUAACUACACAUAUUGCCCCUUUUACAAAUACUAAAUACAUUUGGAGAGGUAAGGGAUUAAGGUUUAAAAAUAUUUCAGGACACCCAUGGGACUCUCCAAUGAUCGGUAAACCCACAGGCCCAAGAUCCAGUUUCACGGUGUAGCGGGAUCCAUAGACACAUGGCACUGGCCCUCAUUAAGGCCGAGGGCCAACGUAGCGUGGAGGUGCGACACUGCAGACUAGCAGAAAAACUACAACAGACAACAAACAGUACAUUAUUGAAAUGGAAGGGGAUGUGGCGGUAGUGAGAUUGGCUCUGGACACUCCACUAUGGCCUGAACCUGGAGACUGCCAUUAUGCUAUGGCCUGCUUGUGGACUUGGAUCAUUCCUGUUUGGUUGUGUUUAAGCUUCCCUAUCUCGUUUGCUCUAUAUUCAUUACAGUUACAUGCAAUACAUUUAUGUGUUCUGUUUUGGUUUAGUAAUAUGCUGUAUAUCUCUUACUACCCAGUGGUCUCAUUAAAUAUUUUAGCUAUUCGGUAUAAACCUAGCCUGCUUAUAACAUACCCAUGUUUUACAUGCCUAGUUAACUUGACAUACUUAUGAUAAACCUUAGCCCCACCUGAAUGCUAGACAUGUCUGCCUUAGUCUGCUCUCGUUUAUUAUUAUUAUAAAAUGUGCUGUACUCUCGACUGCCCUUUACUGUUUAACUACGUAUACUCAUUCUCUUGCUACUUCUGUUGGGGCAUUGCAAGACUGUUUGUUCCUCUGAAACACAAUAAUAUAAAUCAAAAAGUAUAUUUCUGAAGGGGCCUAACAAAUACCCAUACAGCCAUUCUUAACAGCAAUACCUUCGUUGCCACACAUUUAAGAUGUAUUAUACAAACAAAAACAUGCCAUUUUCGAAAGUACUAUUGAUCUAGAAACUUAAUUAUGUUUUAAAUCAGCAGUAAAGACAAUCAUUCUCCUUUUAUUAAAUAAUAGAUUUGUGUCUGAGUAAAAGUUUUGGUUCUGUCAAAUUGAGUUUCAUACACGUUAAUUUCUGGUUAAUUUCGGCCAUGUGAUAGUUUGGGAAAACCGAUUCAUGUUAACGAAACUGUCCUAAAAAUUAAUUUAUUAGUGUUGAGCAAUGCAAAAAUGGGUAAAAUCUUGCCUAGCCUAGUGACUACACAAUAUUAGGCUCCCACUUCCACACAGACACAGUAAUGGUAAAACACACAGUCGCUGCUGGUCUGUCUCCGUCAAUAGCUAUGCAAAAAAGUCUGAAAGAGUCUUGCUUGGAAAUAUAGCUAUUUUACUCCUCCUACUCUUUUCCCUCUUUAGGUCACUUCUCACGUGAUCUAUGAAUACAAUAAACAUUUUGUGGCUGCCCUCCAACCAUCAAUCCUCCUGAUCGGACAAGAAAUGGAGCCCUAGUCAGGAGUCUUGUCAGAUUCUACUCCUUUCUAUUCCCCUUUUUCUGGAAUGGAACAGAACAAAUGAAACAUAUGAUUCAUCCAUUACCAAUUUAGUUUGUUUUGUGAUAUGUCCAUAUAUGGCGUUUCGGAGUUGCAGAAUUCGGACACUUGCUGAUCGCCUAAAAUUCACAUUGGAUUGUGAGUUGUUUAAAAAUUGAAUGGACAAGUCUAGUAAAUAAGUUAUAUAUUACUUUCAUUCUAAACAUAUAAUUACAUGAUCAAUUCACAAUGUUUUGUAAACAUUGUCUAAAGCCAUCUGACUGCACUGCAUGGAUAUGUAUGUCCUGCGGUGCACAAUUGUCUAUGAAUGGUAUUGUCUCUUUAUGAAAUAAAACAAGCCAUGGCAAUGUUGUGAAGCUGCACAUAAGUGUCCCCCCAAAGAAGAUGCCAAAUAACAUGAUCGUCAAUAUUUAUGAAUAUUAAAUCAGAAGCUCCACCUUGAUGUAGUUUCACUGCUUAAAUUAAAAAGAAAGAAAUUGUAGCAUGAGAUCUUCAGCAGCUGUCACUUUGUAACCAUAGAGCUUCUGAGAACAGAACCUCUGCAACAACCUCACCAGCUCAACAUUCAUUUUCAUCUUACAGUACUACCCUGGCUUGUAAAAUAACUACUACAUCUCUGGCUCCAUCACCAGUUUUCUCCCUGGUAACUCGGGUACAUUAACAAUAUAUUUAAUAUUAAACUCAGUACAUGUUCGUUCGUGAGGGACUCUGACAAGGGUGAGGUCACUAUAUGAGUCCUUUAGAAUGAAUGGGGCUGUAACUCGGGAAAUGCACAGAUGUUCAAUAAAUGAUUAUUAGCAAAGCGAAAAUAUUAGACUUUGAGAAUAAGCCCCCCAAUGUUGACAAAAACCAUUAAUUAAUUAAUAGCUUGCCCUUCAGUUACACCCAGCUUGAGUCUCAUAAUUUGCUUUUGCUCACUUGUGCCAUUACAGAGAAAACCUUAGCCUGUUGCAUUUAUCCGCAUAAGAAAUUGUUUCAACCUUCUUUGGGCCUCAUCAGUGAGCAUGGGGUUCUUGUCACAAUCAAUCUUUGAACUUAGGGACUUGCUAUAUCUCUCAUGGAGAGGGAGACUUCUUUCAUUAUUGGAUCUGAACAGCCCUUGUGGAUGGCAUCAGUCUGAAAUGCGGCAGGCUAAGAUGUACUUAACAGGGAUGCACUGAAGGGCAAGCUAUUUGAGCCUUCCAUUCAGUGUUAAGCCAUUUUUGAACAGUGUAACAGUGAAUGAGAGUUACUGGGCCCCAGUAUGGUCCCUAAUGGAGGUAUAGGUUUUUACACUUUUUCUAAGCCAUACCAAGUCACACCAUUAACGUGUUCUCAGCCAAUCCUUGAUGCUUAAGCUUAUACUUUCUCAUUCGGCAGAGCAGCACAAAGGGGAUGUGUUGCCAGGGACUCUAGUUUAGCAUUACCAUCCAAAAAUAGUUUAACACCGAAUGGAAGCAUGGUGCCAGGAGACUCUAGGCACACAAACCACUUAAUCUUAUUAAAGUUUCCUGCUAUUAAAAAAACACUCUGGGUAUUGACAUGGCGUGGUUUUGGUGCCCAGAGGCCACUGACGUCUUCUUAACUUUAAGUGUUUACUCAUUUUCGAAUAGGUUAACACUUAAAUGAAAUCCCCAAGGAACCAGUCUGGCUUCCUCUCCUUUGUACUAAGAUACAUACCCUUGAACUAUGCCAUUCACCUGGGGCCCCUGCCUCCCCAAGAGAGCAACACUCCAGCUACACAUCCUCAGAUACCAGGCUUAAACCAUCAGAUUGUGAAUUCUGAGGCUCAAUUUGAGGACUUGGAUCACCGUAUGGACUGCUUACCCUGCCUUCCAAAGUGACCAUGAUAACAACAAUUAUAUAUCCUCAGACACCUUUGCCAGUUUUUCUGUGAUACACAAAACAAGUAGGGACCAAAUCACCUUGCUCAACACUUUUAUGACUAUUUCCCAAUCCCAAAGCCUCACAGUAUGGGGACAUGGAGCAAAGGUUUUAAAAGUCCCUUUUUGGAAUUAGUUUUAUGUAGUAUUUUUAUUUCCAUUUUAAAUCUUUUCUUUCACCUGCUAUAUUAUCUGUUAACCUAUCUUUUGAGGGAAUACCAGCUGGAUGGAAAAACAUUGAUUAAAAACUCAUACUGGCUGUUAUUUUUGCAAGCCAGGCAUCUGUCAAUGACCCUUCAGAUUAAUUUCCUAUUUCCAUUAUAGUAAAUGCCUAGCUAUGUCACUCAACCAAAUCUGCUUCAUUGGAGGUUUGUUUUCUUUUGGAUCAUGUAAAUUUCAGAAGAACAAUUUUUUUAUUCUAGCUAUGAUGAUUCUGGCAUUCCAUAUCACAAAGGACAAAAUAUAUACAUUUUUUUAAAAUUUAUCUUGAGAAAUGCAGACACACUUUCAGAAUAGAAAAAGGUAUAAGAUAAAGAAAACAUGCAGAGCAAGGCAAUUCCCAUUAUAUUAGUGGAGGAUCUACUAAGGUAUAAGGAUUUUAUCUAAAGGAAGCCAAUGUAGAGGAUGACAAGCAAAAUAACUUCAAAAGACUGCAUAAGUAGUUUUAUGUGCACCACAACUGUUAGACAGUCAGAACCAUAGCAGCCAUUCCUUGGCGUAGAUCUGUCUGACAUUUUCCAUUAUGGAGAAAAACUUUUUUAUGCCUGCAAAGAGGUUUUGAAUAUCUAUUUUAUUUGAAGAUGACUCUGUGGGCUAGGGCAGCGUGCUCUUGAGACGUCUGUGGCAGGUCAGUAGCAUCCAUACCACUAUUCCUAGGAGUAGGCCUCAGAAAUAGUACACAAUGGACUUGGAGAUCUGUUUUGAUCUGGACUGCAAUUUGGGUUGAUCGGGUGAUCAGUCGAAUUUCUGAAUGCAGAUCCUAAAAGAAACCGAAUCACGAACCAAAUAAACCGUGCAAUAGCCGAACAUGUUCAUUUUGAUUUAUGAUUUCUAAUUCCGCUACUGGCGCCAAAAAAAAGAUGAUUGGUGGAAAAAAAGAUGAUUGAUGGUCACUAAAUGUUGAUUUUUUUCACAGAGCAAUACAAAGAAAAUAAUUUAUUUUUUUUUUAAUGCUUUUCCUGUUUUUCCCUCUAUUGGUUACUUUUUCUCACUUGAUCUGUAAACUAAAUUGUGUGAAAAUGCUCCUAUCAGUGUACUGUAAAAUAUCUGCAUAAUAUUAUAUUAUGCUUAUUUUUUGUAGUACACUGAUUGGCCCAACAAAAGUUUCUUACAAGUCUAGUCAGCACUGUAGACCUCAAGAUGUGUGUGAGCAUUUCCCAAAUAAACGUUGCUCUCGUGUUAGUUAUAGCCCAUAACUUGUGGGAUCUGGGACCCUUCAUGGAGACUUACAAAAGUUGCCAAAAUCACAGGGAGACCUGAUGGGCUAUAUCAGUGUUGCAGGCCAAUCACUCCUUGAGUAGGCCUAAAAUCACAGCCCUAGAUCAGAUAACCUGGUUGGUACAAAAAAAGUAAUUGAUCAAGAGCUGAGGUGGUGAGGACUCAAAUGGUGGUGGUAAUUAGCAAGAGAUAGAGGUGCUGCACUACGUCUAUCUAUAUUUCUAUAUAUUUAUUUAAUUUUUAUCUGACCAUAUUCCUUCCUUGAUGGAAAGCUGCAAUAAGUUUGACAUUUUGUUGGUUUCCAAAUCUUAUAUGAACCACUGUUUAUUUUAAUUUACAAUACUUCAUAAUUUUUCACAAACAUUAGUUAUGGUUUUAGCAACUCCUUACUUAUAAAUACCAAUACAUUAUUAUUAUUUUAUUAUUUAUAUAGUGCCAGCAAACUUCUGUAGCGCAGUACAAUGGGUGGACUAACAGACACGUAAUUGUUACCAGACAACUGGAUGCACAGGAACAGAGGGGUUGAGGGCCCAGCUCAAUGAGCUUACAUGCUGGAAGGAGUGGGGUAUAAUGACACAAAGGGUAUAAGCUGGGGGUGAUAAAAUAGGUUGUUAGAAAAGUAUUAACUGGGAACUUAGUAGGUUAUUUUUGACAGUUGCAGGAGAGGAGUUAUGGGGGGGGGAUGAGUAUGAAAAUCCAGUAACAGUUUUAAUUAUAUGCUUUCCUGAAGAAGUGUGUUUUCAAAGAUUGUUUAAAAAAGUGGAGACUGGGUUAAAGUCUAAGGGAAGGGAGUUCCACAGAAAAGGUGCAGUCUUGGAGGGUAGCAUCAGAUGUGGGAGUACAGACAUCGGAUAGACGUAGGUCUUCGGCAGAGUGCAGGGGCCUCAACGGGAGAUACUUGUGUAUUAGGGAGGAUAGAUAGGUUGGAGCAGCAUUAUGUAGGGACUUGUAAGCAAGCACCAGAAUCUUAAAUUGAGCCCUAUAUCUAACUGGAAGCCAAUGUAGGGACUGACAGAUGUGGGAGGCGUGGGAUGUGGAGGCGGACAGGAAAAUGAGCCUUGCCGUCGUGUUCAUAAUAUAUUGCAGUGGUGCAAUCUGGGAACACGUAAGACCACUGAGAAGGGGAUUGCAGUAGUCAAGAUGAGAAAGAACAAAGGCAUGGACCAGGACCAUAGCCGCAUCUGGUGUUAAGUAGGGGCGGAUGUGAGCAAUGUUUUUGAGAUGGAAGCGGCAGGAUUUGGCGAUCGACUGGACAUGAGGGGUGAAGGAGAGGUCGGAGUCAAAGAGAACAACUAGGCAGCGAGCCUACGAGGUAGAGGUGAUGGUGACACCGUUGACUUGCAGGGAGACAGACACGGGAGCAACACUUGAGGGAGGAAAGACCUGAAGUUCUGUUUUGGACAGGUUGAGUUUAAGGAAGUGAGCAGCCAUCCAAUUGGAAAUCGCGGAGAGGCAGUCAGAGACACGAGUCAAGAUGGGCGUCAGAGUCAGAGUGUAGGAGCGCAGCAUAAAUUUAUAGUGAAAAUAAAAUAUUAUUGAAUUCUUUCAAGUUUUCCCCAUUCAUAUUUUUGUUUUGUGUGGUCAGGUGAGAACCACCUUUACAGGCACAUGAAGAAGGAAAGAGCAUUAAUAGUGUCAAAAGAUUUGUUGUCUUGUCAGCACUUAAACCUCUUAAAUAUUUCAGUGUUAUUUUCUUAUUGCCUAAACCUAUUGAGAAAAGAAUAAGUUGGCAGAAAUAGUUGUAUUACUCCGUUAAACAUGAUGGAACAAUUGGAUUGUUUUGUCUAAUGGAGUCGAAUGGUUUGUUUUUUUUCUACGUUCAGUACACAUGGAGUCACUUAUGUAUAACUCACCAAUGUUUCUUAUGCACCUUUUGACCCAUUUUGGUAUAAAGCUCUAUGUAUGUUAUAUUUUGUUUUUUAUUAGUAUUUUAUUUAUUUAUUUUUAUUUAUUACACAUUGGUCAACUCAGUUUCAUGCAUGGUAUUUUGAUAACAGCACGUUUUUCAAAGCACAUUUAAUAUUAUUUUCUGUCACAGCUACACUACCCAACUUUCAAGCAUAAAUCAGGAAUAUGAACACAGAAAAGACGUAUUACUGAACCGUAGAAUGGCUGGGUUUAAUGUAAAAGAGAGAGCUAGCGUAAAUGUAAAACUAUCCAAGAUCAGGAACACAGAAAUACGGUAUAACUAGCCAGGUCUGGGUUACAGAGGUCAGGGGAGUCAGUAAACAGGCCAAAAUCAAACGCACUGUAUAAGAAACCAAGAAGAAGCCAUAACAGGGCAAUGACUAACUUUAUUUAAUAUCUGAGGUGAACACUGAUUGGUCCACGCCACCCAUACGACCCCAUAAAAUGUGGGAACGGGGUUGCAGUGAUGAUGUGGCACUAUCAUAACAGGAAAUUACACUAGGCGGCAUAUUAGUAUAAAUAGCGCGGUGCUUCAAAUGUGCAGCGUCCCUCACACUAUCACAUCCCAACUGGCGCGUUUAGGAAGUCUGAAUGCAAGCGCCUAUCAGGUGGCACAUCCAGGUCAAUGCAGAAAGCGCGUGCAGGAAGGCCAGAGCAGCGUGUUGAUCGAGUAAGUACCAUGACCCUUUCAAAAAGUGUCGCUGGCUGAACACUGCACCACUAUCUUCCUUUUUUAUUCUGAAAUAAAUUUGAGACCAUUUAUCUAGAUAUAUGCUGACAAUGAAGCAAUUCUAUAAUUGAAUAUAGGAACUGUUUAUGCCAUUUACGUAGAGUGUUACGGGAAACAUUGCUCAAACAAAUACAAGCCAUUAUCAUAUAACAAUUAAAGCUAAUAUAACAUAACAGUGACUCUAUUAUUUGGCCAUUGGAAAUAAAUACUUUACUUGGGAACUGGCAAUAUCCGACAGCAGAAGGAAAUAACCUUGUCAGCAAUGCCAGCUUUAGUUUCUCCGCUAGCAUUAUGACAAAUACACUGAAGUUGUAAGAAGUACGUAGUAUUUAUAAACUGUACGCGAUAAGAGGCAUACAUGAGCAAUGUGUGAAGGCAAUAAUCCAGCUGUACCUUUCUAGUAGGAAAUCCUUUUCCUCGCAGAUAGAAACACACAUGGAGUUUUAUGGCAUGACAAUGAAAUCAACUGUUCUAAAAUACCAAGACAUUCAGGUACAAGAGAUCGCACAGGAAAAAUAUAAAGAUGUUGGCGCUAAUGGUAAUUACGUUUUUUUUAAGGUGAUCACUGACAGCAUAUAAGACUAAAAUGGUUUAAGGACUGCUACGUGAUAAUAAAACUGGCAAUUUUCCUUCUCUGGGUAGUCCCAAAAACCUUUUCAAGGACAGUUUGGAAAAAAAUAAGAAAAAUAAAAUAAAAAUGUAAAAGAACGUUCAAGUCAAAGAGAAUUAAUGGGGCACUCCAGGCAUCAUACCAUGAGAGAUCUGGAACCCUGCAUUGUAAAUAGUAAAACCAUUUUUGAAUGGUUGGGUUCCUCUCCCCAUCUCCACUACUCCGGAAAGUCAGAUGUUCCUAGGCAUGAAUGUCUAUUAUCUCUCCUGAAGUAGGCAUAGUAGUGAACGGUUUAACUCAUUUGCUGGAGUGCAAAUGUAUAGCUUCUCCUAAAGUAUUUUUUUUCCUUUUAAAUCUGAUUUCUUCCAUAAGUUGUAAAUCUUUGGCAGCAGAAAAAUAAUUCCCAGGAAUUUGACCUUUACAUUUGAUUGACAAGGAAGAUCUCUCCAAAUGGUGGUUCUCCUGCUCUUUUUCACAAUAGCUACAAGACGUGCAGUAGUUGUUUUGCUCUUCCUAUCACUUGCUAUAAGAAGUGAGUUACAGUUAUCAUUCUGUUCUGAAAAAUAUGUGAUUGGAUGAAGCCAUCAGGUUGGCAUAUUGGGGAUGGUAUACCUUGUUUGUCCGAUCACGUCAGUAUCUGGUUUGAUGGUUAUUUUAGUGUAAAACCAUGAAGCACCAAUCAAGACAGUACCAGAGGUGUAUUUGUUAAAAUAUUUAAAUAGCAAAUGAAUACAUAAUUUAUCGCUAUGACAAAUUAUAUCUUCAUUUCUUAUGGGACUCAUGGCCCUUACAAUACAUCUGUUACGAUAAUAUGAUAAAUAUGCAUAUUCAGUUAAUUCACCAGCCACCCACACAUGCUGUGCUAAAAGGUUGCAUCAGGUCACCUAUACGUGCAGUACCAGCAGGUUUAAUGAACACUUUAUUUCAUAAUUGAUGUUUUAAGUCAGAUUACUUAAAAUAUGUACAUAUUACAAUGCACAAAACAAAAGGAACAUGAAUAGAAUAUUCAUAAGCAUUUAUUUCAGUCAAAAAAUCUUAUAGAUUUAUCCGGCUCCUGCAGACAACCCCCUCCCCCCCAAUACAGUAAAACUGCACAUUUUAGAGUGGCCUUUCAUUGUGGCCAGCCUAAGGCACACCUGUGCAAUAAUCACGCUGUCUAAUCAGCAUCUUGAUAUGUCACACCUGUGAGGUGGAUGGAUUAUCUCGGCAAAGGAGAAGUGCUCACUAACACAGAUUUAGACAGAUUUGUGAACAAUAUUUGAAAGGAAUAGGCCUUUUGUGUACAUAGAAAAAGUCUUAGAAAAAUGGAGGCAAAAACAAAAGUGUUGCAUUUAUAAUUUUGUCCAGUGUAUAUGAAUGGUAAAGUGACGCUAGAUCAGCUAGGACUUUGAUAUAUGUUCGAUUAACAAAUGGCUAACAACUGUCCCACUUUCAGUCAUGAUUUCAAGGUCCUGUCCCACCUUUGUGAUUUAGUUCCAUAGUGUCCCUCAUCUGUUUUUGGGACUCUUGUAGAGAAUGUAAAAAUCACACUGAUUGUUUCAGAACCUGACCUAAUGUGUUCAAGCUGCCUACACAUAGUAAAAAAAAUAAUAUAGGUUUAAAAAAGACUCAGGUCCAUCGAGUUCAAACUUUUAAACACAUUUUGUGUGGUUGAUCCAAAAGAAGGUAGAAAACACAAUUUUAAACAAUUUAUGCCACAAAAAAAAAAAAAGGAAAAAAAUCCUUCUUAAUUCCAAAAAGCAGAUAUCUCCUUGGAUUAAAAAACUGUUAUCGCGUAUUUUAACUAUUCUAUCCUGUAAUAUUCUGUUUUUCAAAAACAACAUCCAGAACAGUUUAUAAAUAUGUCUUUGGAAUCUGUUAAAACUACCUCAUUAAUUAGAGAAUUCCACACGUGACAAUUUGAUUAAUAGUGAAUGCACAUGUCUAAGAGAUAUGUAUGGCUAUUAGAAAGAUGUCAUUUUGAAAUGAAGUACAAUACGACCAUGCAGAGAACAAACUAGGAAUUUCAUAUGGAAAGAGGUUGAAUUAACGGGUUGUACAUUGAUAAAGUUUAUUGAAUUGUUAUCUGAUGUGGUGGUCAGGCAUCUGAAGAUAUAAUAGGAUAUACAAUGAAAUAGAACAAAAAAGGCGCUUCCUCCUUUUUUGUUAGCUCACCAAAUGCGUAUCAUGCCUAUUUAAAAAGUGUAGAUUUUUUUGUUGUUGGUCUUUUCCUGUUUUAUAAAAUGUUUUGUCUUCAAUGCACUGUGUAAGCUUGUGUUUCCUUUCACUUCUUAUCUUGAUUUGAGUUCACACAAUCCACUGUUUUAAUCUUCCCUCACUAAGGGUGUUUACAAAAUUUUAUAAUAGAGUAAAAUGUUUAGUCUGUGAAUUAAAGGAUAGCAUUAAAUCAAACAUGACGGAGGCAAAACAAAACUCAUCUUUAUUGUCCCACACCCAAGAAUACAAAAAAACCUCUCUAUACUAUUUUUAACUUUUAAUUCUGUGAGUGGUUUAUUUAUAUUCAGUGCGCGCUCUCUUUCUGUAUUAGGAAUAAAAAAAAACCAUACAUUCCCAAUAAUGCACAGACACCAGUAAGUUGGGUAAAAUUCUAUCCACAGCUUUUAAUAUAAUAUGAUAUCAAUUUUAAUACAAAAAGUCAUUUUUAAACAAAACUAUGACACAGUAUAUAACUAAUCCCCUCACAACAUUACAAUGACAAUGACCCCAAUAUUAACAACUUAACACCCUAACAAUAUAACAACAUAAAUAACAACAUGAAACAUAAUAAAGUGCAAACAAUUUCCCCGAAUCAUCCAAUGUAGGGGUUUAUCAAGAUACCCCACACCCCCAGGUUCUGAGCCACAGGCCAGCUCGAAACCUACCAUAUGAACUUGCCCGAAUGAUCCAAUGUAGGGGUAUACCAAGAUACCACUACACCCUCAGGUUCUGAGCCACAAGCCAGCUCGAAACUUACCAUACCAACUUAUAAAUCAACUUUUAAAAACACAUAAUUAAUUUAAUUUAAUCCCUAAUAACAACCCAUUCCACCCCCCAAUUUACCUAUCCAGUCUCCCGCCGCUGUGAUAACUCCAAACCUAACACAAAAUCAGGGAGGGUGGCAGGGACAACAAGGUCUGUGAGAAAGCAUUAAAAUGGGAACAUUUUAAGAUAGCUGCCCUAUACGUAUCAGCCUGCACAUCCGAGAUAACUAGCUAAUCCAAACACACUAACUCUGAAUGCCUGCCUCCUAGCUCUGUCAAGGCCCUAUUCUACUAAGCUGUGCUACUCCAUGGGCUACAAAAAGUCUACAAAGGGCUAAUACAAUAACGGCACUAUUGAUAUGUAUUUUUAGUCUAUUGGAAUAAAUGCAAAGUGUAGUUGCCUUGCCUUUGAAGGAUAAAUGUCACCUUAAAACUAUUUGGUUGAAGUAAAAAUCCUUUCAUGUAUUGAAAGGAAAUAUAUAUUUUGAAAUUAAAUAUAUGUAAAUAAAUUAGAAAAGCUCAUCCCAUCCUUUUAGUGUAUGACAUAAUCCUUCAGCGCAUGCAUCUUGGCUUAGACAGUACUUGAAAACCAACAGUCAGUCUCUACGGUUUUCCCUGUUUUUGUGUAGGAUGUGAAGCAGGGAAGAUCAUUGAGACUAACUGUCGGUGUACCUGGGAGGGUGGCUGAGUGGGAUGUGAUUCAGUCCCCAGGCUGGCAGGCACAUUGCCAGGAGUGAGGAGGGACAGUGAUAUAUGCCACAUAUAUAAUUUCAUUCUUGGUGCACAAUGCACUGGGCCUUUUUGUGCUGACUUGAGUAGUGGUUCCUGGGCUGGCUCACUAAGUCACUGACUGGAGAAUAACUAGUAUCCCUAUAUUAAACUGCUGCAACCUGCAGAGAGAGAGCCAUCAGUGGAUCUUCCUCCAGGGAGUUGGGGGACACAGAACUCUACAGAUGGGGCCAGGGGCUGUGCCUAAAAGAGAACUGUAGAGAAGCUCAAAACAGGGCCAAAUUACAGUGCCAAAACUAUUAAAGGGCCAAUGCAGCCUCUCAAUGCCCAUUGAGUGACCCACACUCUGACCUGGACUUGUCCUGAGGAACACUAAACAACUGCUUUGUGAGUCAAGGCCUGGGGUAUUUUAUGCUGCGUCCCAAACAACAUAAUGCAGGGAUGUGGGUCACAAUUUAAGGAUGACAGCUAAAUGUUGUGUGGCCAAUGGCUUGCUGCUAUCUCUCUCUUUUUCUGCCAAUUCAGUAAAGUGACCACUGACUCACUAUAGUGACUCCGCUUCUGUCAUGUGUCAUCAGACCACACGUGAACAAAAAGGUAACUUGUGACUGCACCUGCGUGUUUCUUUUUAUGUGACUAUGCCUGCAUGUGUCUAUAUCCAUGGUCAUAGGUGUUGCUUGGGAAGGCUUUAGGGGCUGAAGACCUGGGUGUUAUAUGUUUUUUAAGCUCUUGAUCUCUACAGGUAGUGGAGUGGGCAAGAAGAAUUUGUGGUUUUUUUUACAAAGCAUUCGCCUGAUAUAAACAGAAAGAUAAUUGAUUGACCUGCAAGGCAACAAGGAAAAUAUGGUAUAGUUCUCCACAAAGCUAUUCUGGGAGAAGAGGUGCUGCCCCCCGAGGUGACUGUCAUAAGGGUGCUGUGAAAAAGUACUCUGCAGAACGUGAUACUAUUAGGUAGUAUGGGGGGGGGUUGAAUUGAAUACAUGGCUGUGCAGCAUGUGCUGGUUUCCAAUGCUUUUAUUGCUUUUUAUUUAUUGUUUUCUAGGCAUUUAGGGAUCACAUGCUAGGCAUUGUGGGUGUACACUUCAUUUUACCACAUGGAUAUAGUUUAUAGCAUUUAUCCUGUAUGCAUAGAACUAUACAUGAGAAGCGUCAGUUAAAAAUGUAAGGGAACUGAUACAUUUAUUAGCAUCUUUAAUUGUAUUGACUUCAAAAUGGCAUAUUUGCAUGAUAUUUCACUUAUGCUUGACAUUUGCCAAAGCAUGUUAGGUACUUUAAUGGUGUAUAGUUAUGUUUUAUGUAUGCGUCAAUUGGUAGUGUAUUUUAAAGGGACACUAAAUGAACCCAGACCACGUAGGCUCAUUGUAGUGGUCUAGGUACAGUGUCCCUGUCCCACUUAGUCCUGCAAUGUAAGUCAUUGCCAGUUUUGAGAAACUGCAAUGAUUACAUUGCAGGACUCAGGCUGCCUCUAGUGGCUGUCACUCAAACAGCCACUAAAGGCACUUCCUGGUGGUUAAGCGACUUUGACGCCGGACGGCCUUACGCUCUGCAUGUGGACAUCCAGCGUCCGUAAAAUCCCCAUAGGAAAGCAUUGAAGCAACAGUUUGCAUAAAGUCUUGCUUGCUCUGCUCUAAGAACUUACCUCUUCCAAAUUAUUUUCCCUAAGACAUGAAUAGUCAUCAUUAUAUAUUAUUCCUGUUUAUUGCUGGUCCUUCACGUGUUGCUUGUAAUGCAAAGUUGAAACUUCCGCCUACAUUAAACGAAUGAGCUGCAUUUUCCUCGCCAUGGUGGCAUUACAUUAAGAUGUCACCAACACCUGUACUCAAGCUCUUAUUUCUUUUCCUGGUUCCUGAACAAGUAGGUGCUAAAUAUGAUGGCUUUGAGAAAAAAAAAUGGUGCAAUGGUGACACGGCCAGAUUUUCCUUGACAAGCAGCCAAGAUGACGUUUAUUUAGAGUCUGGCUGUAUGUGCAUGGCUUGUUCAGCUGAGUGGAGGUUCUGUUCUUGUCUUGUCUGACACCUACAAAACACUUGGCAACGGCUGCAGUAAUGUAAACAGAGCUUCAGACCCGGCAGAAAACUGCACAUAUUCUCCCUUUGCGCAAUGAUAAUAGAUGCGUUCUCUUCAAAUAUUGAAAAUCAUUCUGUUGUUUUAACCCAUCUAGUAUCAGUAGAGUCGGCUACACACUGGAAAGGGUUAAUUAUGCAUUCUCACAUUUUGCCAGAAUGAUGCAUUAAAAAUGUGCCUAAAUUAAAUAUCUGAACCAGAUACAGUUUUAAAGAAGCAGUAUUCUACCUUACAUUGUUUACACAUUUACUGUAUUGUAUCAUUAACCUUUUUCAGUCACGCAGUAUUAAUGAUCAAUUGUACGAUGAUCAGUCCAAUUAUACAAGUACCUGCCAAGCAAACACUGCACUCUUGAUGUAGCAGAAGCCGGUAUGGAAGUAAACAAUCAUUUAGUUUCCCCCUGUAAACCUUGGGAAGGGGGAUCAUGACUGCUGCCCAUGUAUGGGGGGCCUGGACUAAAUUGGAUAAAAUGUUGCAAAGAUAUGGGGUUUGGGAAGAGGAGUGGGGAAGAAACUUACACACCCACCCUCCCCUUGGUUAUGGAUGUGUUGGCUGUGUUUUGUUUGGUGUCUUGCUGUUGUUUCUUGUUUUGUCACAGCUUGGCGGGAUCCCUGGACAGCGCAACUGGGAGUAAAGGAGAAAGACACAGAGUCGAGUUGGGGAGACGACAGACCUCACAAGGGCUGAUGGCAAGUGCCGGCUGUUGAGGUGGAGAACUGCCUGUUGGGUUAACCACCCAACAGCUGACAGGUCAUGGUUAUUGGAUUUGAAUUAAGUUAAUAAAGCUGUGGCCGUUGCCCUUAUCCACAAGAAAAGUGUGUGGUUUCUUAUUGGGAGGGCAACAGGAAGGUAAAAGGAGGAUGGGUCAGCAGUCAUGUUAUAGAUAAGUAGUCCAGGGGUUUAUUUUAAAUGGCUAAGCAUACACAUAAAGUAAAUAGGACCAUGUAGAAUGAAUAAUAAAAAAAUUUUUUAGUGGUGUGGGGCAUUGAAUAGGGUUUUACUUUUAUGAAUGCUGCGAAGAUUAAAAGAACACUCCAAGGAUCAAAUUCACUACUGUGUGCUCUAGUGGUUCUAGAACCAUGAGUGCACUGAGGCUCCCCACUGGCAUGUAGAGAGUCUGCAGUGUAAUGUAUCUCAUUGACUAAGAGUGUCAGCUAAUCUCUCUUAGCCAAUGAGCUAAGCCCUGUACCACCAGAGCUUCCAUCUCUCUGUUGGAAGUAGUGGAGGCAGGAAGCUUCACACACGGUAAGCAGUCAAGCCAUUCCAAAAAUGUUUUCACUAACUAAAAUAGGUAGGUGACAGGGUAACCUUGGCACAUAACCAUUACUUUGUUUAUGUAAUCUGUGGUUGAUAGGCAGGUAAGUAGAGUGAUAGAUGAUUAAACAAUACAGAGUCAUUUUCGGGGUUGUGCUGAAACAUUUCCAUUUUUCCAGUCCAAGGUCACAUAGCUGGGAUAUCGUAGGAGUGGGGUAGAAUAGAGAUCUGGCUGUGAUCUGUCUGAAAGAGUCAACAAGUUAAUUACACCUGAUGACAGCCGUAAUUUCGCACAGAAUUGACAUUAGGCAGCCCGGAACUGUCACAUGUGCUGGCAAGAAAUAUUAUCUUUUAGGGCAGUGGUUCCCAACCCAGGCCUCAAAUGGUCGAGGAUUUGUCAAUAUUCCCACUGGAAUAGAAUUAGGAAAUCUCCAUUUAAUGGAAUGUUAAUGUGCCUUGAGGACUGGAGUAAAACUGACUAACAUUACCACUUCAAGAUACCAUCAAUACCACACAAUUAAGAGGAUCAUACAAAUAAAAAAAAUACAUUAUACUAUACGAUGUCUGUAGUGACUUUACAACAAUUAAUGCAACACUGUUUUGGAUUAAUGGACUUGGCUAAAAUGAACCCUUAACCUAAUCAGCACCUGCAAGUGUGACCUAACCUAAUAGUUACUUGCACAGUCUCCCAGCUCAAUUACACAGCCAAAUUCUUUCCUGGCUGCCUCUCGCUACUAAUAUGCCCCAUUUCCAACUCAACUGACAAAACAUUAGUGCUAGCUUGGAAUACGAAAAGCAUGAAUGCAAAUAUUUCCCCACAAAAAGGCAGUUUUCUAUGUUUCAAGGUUCAUGUAGAAUUCUCUGUGUGCAAAUUAUUCACACAGUUCAAACAUUGUAUGAGACUAUGGGAUUUGGAUGUCCCAUGGCACGAGGAAGGACUGAGUUAUGCAUUUUCUUUUUGUUUUAGUAAAGUUUUCAUCCAUCCAGUAGCAAAACUAAUGAAAAAUGGCCUUGAUGCAAACAAUUUUUUAAACCCUCCAAUAGAGGAAGGGUGCCCAAAAAAGUAGACCUUUAACUACCUUACAACUCUCGUAAUACUUUGCCAGUUGUGGAUCUACCAUUUCCCAAUCCUUGCAGGGUUGUAUUUGUGUGUAGCAUUGAGUGUGAACGUAGGUGUGUUUUUUGUAGGUGUGUGUAAAUGUUUGUGUAUUUAUGCAUAAUGUUUAUGUUUGAAUGUUGGGGCAUAUUUGUGUGAGGUAUUGGUGCUUGAAUGCAGGGCUGUGUUUGUAGUGUUUGUGUUUGCAUGUAGGUGUGUACUACAAUGCCCCAAAGUGUAUCAUCAGACCCAUCUUCAAUUUGCCAUUGAAAAAAACAAACUGCAAUGGGUAAUUUAUAAAUUCAAUUCUGUAUUUUCACAAAAACUUGACAAGCGUAUGCGAAGAGGGUCAUUCUGUACUAAGGAGAUAUAACUGUGCACAAUUUUGUGAUUUUUAUUACAGUAGCACAAAUCAAGUUUACAAAAUAAACUACCAGAUUGCAAUGUGCAUGUAAAAAAAAUAAAAAUAUAACAACAUACAUUUUGAAAGAAAUUGGUGCCUAAAUGGCUGUAUUAUAGGGCUCAAAAUAUGCUAGAUGACAUACACCGUAGUGUUACAAAUGGCAUGCAUUUAUGAGGUGAUUUGAACUGUAAAACUCCUACAAAAUGCCAAAUAACCUCAAUAUAUACCUUAAUAAAAAAAAGAUUUGCAAAAAAAUAAAUAAAUAAUAAACAUGUUCAGUUAACAGUAGAUUUGUGUAGAAAUAGUUAAUUUUUAAAAAAUGGUAAAUGUACAGAAUAUCGGUAUUGGUAAAUUAUUGGCUAUUGGCCUGAAAGUUCACAGAUUAUCGGUAUCGGCUCUAAAAAAUCAAUAUCAGUCAAUCCCUAGUCUGAAGUGCUCCAGGGUCCCUGAUAGCUAUGAGGAAGCAGACUUCGCGGAGGUACUCGGUCGGAGUACUGGAGCUCCGUCAAAGGGGUAUAUCUACAAACAGCUUGCUAAAGCAGCAGAUUUCUUGUCUGAAGACGUUGCAAGCCGUCUCCUUCUUCCCCACCUCGCACUCUCUGUUGCUGUCCAAUUACAGACUUCCCAAUGCAGCUCAAUUAAAAGUCUUUGCAAGGCAGUUUCUCUGUGCAAUUGCUGCCUCUUGAGUUUAGCUCCACAGGGCUAGCCAAGCCAGGAAGUAAAAAAAACAGUUGUCUGAUUGACAGCCGUGGGGGAGUAACAAGGUUAAUUUAUACAUGUGCCAAGUUCUAUUGAAAUGUGUAUUUUUUGUAAAAUGAAAAAAAGACACUAUUCAAUUACGGACCAAUCUCAUUUUAUUAUAUAUGUGUAAAUCUGUGUCUGUGCAUAUGUAUAAAUGUACUUUUACAUAUGACUACAAUGUAUAUCCUUUUGACUCUAUUCAUAUGUGACUUACUAAAGAACUCCUGGAAUUGUGACACCUUUUACAGGUUGCAGAGCUCCAGUUAUAAUCAUAAGUAGGAAAUGGAAACAAUAAUGAAUCAUACCUUGUCGGUCUGUGAACACCUCUCUUAAAUUAAACAUCUAAUUUUCCAAUAAAUCUCGCUGUUUUAGAGGACUGCCCAUGACUUCUCACUCCCUAAGAAUGUAAACAUAACUCGUUUGACACACUACCUUGGCUAUACUGGGUCCCUAUCCUGGCCAAAUUUUACUUGAGUGGGGAAUUGUACAAUCUGUCGACAGUUUCACAACUGCUCAGUUUGUGGUAAAGAAAACCGCAAAGAAAUAUAUAUUUACUUAUACAAUUAAAAUCUUGGCACAGGAUACAGGCAUUAAGCUAUGGUUAUACAGAAAACCAAAUGGAUAGCAUAAUGUAUAUACCAUGUGUCAGAUGUCUAUUCUUUGUAAGCAUAGGUGUGUGCAGCCUAUUUCAUCAGGGUGCACACCAGCAAAAUUCCCCUCCCCACCCCAUGUUAUUUUUGUAUUGUUAUGUAAUGUGAAUAUUUAUUAAAGUGUUGAGUGAAUAUGUGGUGUGUGUGUAGGGUGGCUGUAAGUGUUGUAGCUGUGUGUGAAGUGUGUGCUGUGGCUUUCUGCGUGUGAGGUAUAAGGCUGGCUGUGUCUCAUGUGAGUAUAGCUGUGAGUGAUAUGUGUGGCUGCGUUUGGGUAUCUGUAAGUGGUGUAUGUAGCUGUGUGAGGAGCUGUGAGUGAUAUGUUUAGGCCACUGUGAGUGAUGUCCAUGACAAAGUAUGAUGUGUGGGUAGCUGUGAGUAAUGUGUGGGUAGCUGUGAGUGAUGUGUGUGGCUUUGUGUGAGUAGCUGUCAGGCCUGACCUGGGAGAUAAAAUAGAACUAGGUGUUUUAUGGUACGAUAGCCCACUUCAUCUCACUAAUCCACACAAGUAUACACAUGUGGAAACUGCAAUCAGUCAUGGAAGUGGUCACUUAGAGAGGCACACACUCACAGGUGCACACAUGCAAACAAACACAGAUACAUAAUACACACUCACAGUCACACACAUAGAGACACAUUCACACAGAUAAAUAUGGGUACAUACAUACGGACACAAACAAAUACAUAUAUACAGACACAAACUCACAUAUACACAAAUACAGACACAAAUAGUUGCACAUUUAUAGAUAUCUAGAUAAGUAUACACAUACAAAUAUUUUACAUAUAUUCAUAUGUAUCUCACAGAUACACAUAUGCGCACCUACAUGCACACUCACAGAAACAUACAAAAGUACACACGCACAUACACACAGUCACAGUUACAAACAGUCACACAAACAUACUCACACACAGUGCUGUAUCUUUAACGAGGCUAACAAGGCAUUUGCCUUGGGUGGCACUUUAAGGAGGUGGAAAAAAACGCUGCCCCCCAAGUGCCCUGGCAAAUACCUUGUUAGCCUCUUUCAUGGGGGACCCAAGAGCUGGCCAACUGGCCAGCUCAGGAACCCCUUGAGGACUUCAGCUGCUAAUAUUAUGGGCGCGUGGUGACUGUCCUCUGAGCUCUUCCUGCUCAGAUCCCUAGCGCGCACCGCAGUGAUGCCAGGAGCCAGAAUGUGACGUUACUCCGGCUCCCAGCAUCACUAAGCGGCACGAGGAAGCUGAGCAGGAAGAUCAGAGCUCCUGCGCCUCUUGAAUUUGCUGACUGACCGCAAUCCUGUGCCUGCCCAGCAGCAGCCAACCCCACUGGACCCCAGGGAAGAAUUCACUCUUACAAAUCCACUUAAUUGUAAGUGUGUGAGAGUGUGAGUGUGUCAGUAUCAAUGUGUCAGUGAGUGAGUGUGUGAGUGAAUGUGUGUGAGUCUGUCAGUAUGUGUCUGUAAUUGAGUGAAUAUGUGUGUGUCAGUCAGUAUGUGUCUGCAAGUGAGUAAAUGUCUGUGUGCCUGCCAGUGUGUGUCUGUGAGUGAACAUGUGUGUGUGUCUGUCAGUGUGUGUCUGUGAAUGAAUGUCACAAUACACAUGAGAAGAAAUACAUUUGAGAAGUAGUGACAUUUCCACUUAGUACAAAAUGGGAAGAGAGAUUUAAGUUAGCUGCCCUUUAGCCCAAUAUAGUGUGGGGGGAAGGAGGGGAGGAGGGGGAGAGGGUUAAAGACAGUAGUGUGGGGCUUGUCGUGCUAGGGGCAGUUGAAGGGAUAAAGGCAGUAGUUGGGGGAUAGAGAAUGAAGUAGGGAUUAAAGGCUGUAGUGGGGGAUAGGGGUAGUAGUGGGGGAUUGGGACAAUAGUCAGGAAUUUGGGGUGUAGUGGGAGAUAGGGGCUGUAGUGAGGUAUAAAGGCUGUCUUGGAUGGUUAAGAGGUAGUAGGGGUUAGAGACAGUAUUGAGUGGUUUGGGGCAAUUGUAGGAAUCAGGAGCUGUAGUUGAGGUUAGGGGAUGUAGUGGGGGGUUAGGGGAUGUAGUGGGGAGCUAGGGACAGUUGUGUGGGGUCAAGUGAAGUAGUGAGGAUGUAGUAGUGGGUUAGGGGCUGUAGUUAGUAGUUAGUGGCAGUAGUUGGGGGUUAGGGGCAGUAGUUGGGGGUUAGAGGAUGAAAUGGUGAGCUAGGUGGUGUAGUGCAGGAUUAAAGGCUGAAGUGGUGGAGUUAGAUGGUGUAGUGGGCAGUUAGAGGCUGAAGUGAGGGGUUAGGUGGUGUAGAGAUGGGUUAGAGGCCGUAGUGAAGGAUAUGUGGUGUAAUGGAAGGUUAGAGGCUGAAGUAGGGGUUAGGCCGUGUAGAGGAGGGUUAGAGACUGAAGUGGGGAGUUAGGGGGUGUAGUGGAGGGUUAAGUGGUGUAGUGGAGGGUUAGAGGCUGAAGUGGGAGGUUAAGUGGUGUAGUGGAGGGUUAGAGGCUGACAUGGAGGGUUAGGCCAUGUCUGGUGUAGAGAAGGGGCUUUGAUACAAAAAUAAAAAGGCAAAUGCAGUAUUUUUCUCCCCUUCGUGAGGUUUGCCAUGGGCUACGGAAGGGAAUAAUCCUAAUCCCUGGUGGUUUGGUGUUUGUUUGCUCCCUUGUCGGAUGCUGACUUGCUCCUUCCGGCAUGUGCCCGGAGAUGUAUUAGAGUGGUGCUAUGGUAACCUGCAGCAACACUUAUAAUAAUACAGUAAAACAAUGGAGAACUUGGCCUGGAAGUACAGAUUAAAAUCUUUCCCCUGGAUCAGGUUCUGGCUGGGGACCAUGGCAGUCAUUACUUGGCUUGACUUCUCUGCCAGGGGGAUGAUGACCAGGGAAAACUGGGCCAGUCAGGGAGACCUUUUCAUCUUCCUGGAAUAUCAGCAGACUGCACUCUUGCUGCAUUAGGGCACCCCACUCACAAUACGCACGCCUAUGUUUAUAAGGUUAACUGAAUGAUACAAAAACUCUUAUAUUUUAAUAUUUUAUUGUAUUCAGAUAAUUCAGAUAAUUAUUGUAAUUCAUAUAAUUACUGCUGCCGAGUAGAUUACCUUUGUUAAGUAGUAAUACAUAACUUUAAUUAUUCCCUUUGAAAUGUAGUUCACAAGCAUCUGCUAAGUUAAAAAAAAAAAACAACAAAAAAAUGUAUCUGUCAUCUGUUUAGAUCUGCGGCACAGCUGUCCUGCCAUCUACCACAGACACCCCAGAGCCUCAAACAAGAAAUGCUGUCAACACGCAGUUUAGCAUUAUUAAUAGUUUCUUUUCUGCAUGACAAUACACAGAAGUAACAUGAGUUUUAUAUAACUUCAAUAUGUGUUUAAAAAAAUUAUAUGAACUUUGUAUCUGCUGUUUUGAAUUUGCCUCUUUCUGUACACUGUAAAAAUUGUUAUAAAAAAAAAUAUAUAUUUUAUUUUAGAAUUAUCCUCACACUAAUUAAAGGAACAGUGCGAGUGGUAAUGUAGGGUGUAUCCUGUGAUUUAGCUCCCUAACGUCAGCGGAAUUUGGUGGAUUAACUGGCUUAUUCGGAAAGGCCUGUGUGAACUAUUUGGUUUUGCAUGUGUAUGUGAGGCACUGCAGUUUCUUAUAUGAGCUCCAGUAACCUUUGUGAAGCAGGGGACAGUCUAUAAAUCAUGCAAACACAUCCUAACUGAACUUGGGUACACCCUCACAGACGUUUUUGUUCUAAAAUGUGAGUAAAAGCUGGAUAAAUCCUGCACACAAUCACCUAUUGCUCAGAACUGUAGUAGAAGGUAAGGCGAGAGGACAUACAGUUUAGCAGAGGCCUCAAAAAAAUUAAUAUCAGCACCAGCACGCACGUUGGACACCGAUGUUGUCAAUGGUGCUAUUACACAGCGAUGUCUUCAACAUAUGAUAAGGUGAGGGCGGAUAUAUCUGAACAGGAUGCCAUAUUUCAACAUGACUUCCCCCCCAGCCAUCCACUCACACUCAUCUCCCCUCAGCCACACAUCCAAAUCAUUUACCUCCAGUCAUGCGUUCACACUCAUUACCUCUAGCUAUAUACCCACAGCCUUAAUCACAGCUAUUCUUCAACACUCAUUAGUCCCAGCCAUACAACUGCACCCAUUAGCCACCAGGUAAAAUAAUGGCAAAGCAAAAAUCAUCUGAUAUAAUACAGACUGAAGAGCUUCAUAGUUAAAGGGAUACUAGUCACCUAAAUAACUUUAGCUUAAUAAAGCAGUUUUGAUUUAUAGAUAAUGUCCCUGCAGUCGCACUGCUUAAUUCUCUGCCAUUUAGGAGUUAAAUCACUUUGUUUAUGAACCCUAAUCACACCUCCCUGCAUGUGACUUGCACAGCCUUCCUAACUACUUCCUGUAAAGAGUCAUCUAAUGUUUAUAUUUCGUUUAUUGCAAAUUAUGUUUAAUAUAGAAUUUCUCAUCUCCUGCUCUAUAAAUAGCUUUUUUUUUUUUUUUUUUUAAAUCUAAAAACACCUUAGACACAACUGGGUAAUCCCUAAAUCCUGGACUGGCAGGAACACUUGAGGACUGGGUUGGGAACCACUGCUGUAUAUGAUUAAAGUUCAAUAUAGAGAGCAUGAGAUAAAAACUUUUAAAGUAAGCCACUGUCUAAUUUUCCCAUGCAGGCUGUGUGAUUCACAGCCAGGGGAGGUGUGACCAGGGCUGCAUGAAUAGAAACAAAAGUGAUUUAACUGCUAAAUGGCAGAUAAUAAGAAGUGAGACUGCAGAUGCAUAAUGUAUACACCAAAACUGCUUCAUUAAGCUAAAGUUGUUUUGGUGACUAUAGUGCCCCUUUAAUUUAGCAACACAGGUUCACAACUACAGAGUUACAGUUACAACUAUGGCUCAUCUAUCAUGUUGACUGAGCCUUUCUGAAGUUUUCUAUUUACCUCAAAGAAACCAGCCGUCUGCAAACAGAAUCAGACAUGACUUUGUUUUAGCACUAUUGAUAUUCAUUUUGCUUCAGCCUUUACAAGACUGUGAUAUAUUACACUUCUGCUGAGAAAGUCCAACGUACACUCUGUGAGAAUAACCAAAAAGCCUCAUAGAUUUUGCACAUUCUCUGUGUCUGUCUCUUCCAUUUUUUAUCACAUGCUGCAGUAUAUUCAGUAUUCUCUGCUGUCAGAUAAAUUUAACAUAUGAACAUUAGUCUUGCUUGCUUGUGUUUUGCAAAUUAGAUAAAUAUAAAAGGGACAAUAGGGUAAGUUAUGAUUCCGUGUCAGUGACUUUCAGCUGGUAUUGCAAAGUGUUUUCAACAAAAUCAUAAUCUAAAAAUGUCACAACAUUUUUCUGAUAGUAAUGCCACCGAAGUUAGAAAUUGUUAUUAACGUAAAACUGGGUUUAAACGAAAACACUAAAGCAUUAGGAAUACAAACCUGUAUUUCUAAUGAUUUAGUGUUCCUGUCCAUAUGAAGGCUACCAUGACGCUACUUACCUUCUGGCAUCAGGUAAGUCUCCUCGCUGCCAGUGUUAUUUUUUUCUGUAAAUGUCAUUUUAGUUUUUGUCAUAUUUUAGUCAUCUGAAUUGUUUUAGUUUUAGUCUAGUUUUAGUCGAAUGAAAUCUAAAAAAAAUGUUGUUGACUAAAAUCUGACUUAAAUUGGUGAAGUCAACAUUACUGAUGUCCAAUCCGAUACUACUCAAGAAGCAUUGGGAGACAUGGAUCAUACAGAAAUUCGCCAAGAAUGCUUUUCCAUGAGCAUUCCCACCUUGAACUACAGUUCAAAGUGAGUGAGGCUGGAAACCAUUCCAUACUCCCCAAGCUGGUGUUAAUAAGGUGUAUUUUUAAAAUUUCAGAUUUCUUUUUUCAUGUUUGUGAAAAUAUUUACCCAUUCCGUUACUAAAUACAUUGUUUUUAAAAAGUGCUGAUUUUUUUAAAUCUGUACUUUUGUAAAAAGCAGCAACAUUUCAGCUGCAACUGUGGUUUUUGCAGUCCCAAUGACCCCUGUUGUGUUUGAAACAUUGCUGCUUUUUACAUUAAGAACACUUGAAUAAAAAGACAAUGUGCUAAAAAGAAUGCGCUAGAACCUUUUUUUUUUUAUUGUUUUGGUUGGAGGUGGAACCAGGUUCUUGUGCAUCCCGUGGGUAGGUGCUGUUCCCCCUUGUGACAUUUUUUUUUAUCAUUCUUUAUUUUUGUUGUGCUGGUGGUACAAUAUGACAGUGAUUGCACUAUGACAUAGUUUAAAAUGAGACAAGAGUAUCUUAUCAUAGCAAGACAUAUCUCAGAGUCAGCACUAUUUUUAGAGGUAUAUUGAGGAGAGGUAAACAAGCACAGGCUUAACCUCUUAAGGACACAUGACAUGUGUGACAUGUCAUGAGUCCCUUUUAUUCCAGAAGUUUGGUCCUUAAGGGGUUAAAGGAGUGACAUGCUAGCGUCUCAAGGGUAUACAUGUGUCUCUGUGAGAGUGCUAUUCUUGUGGUAGUUACCAUGUAGAGAUUCCCUAGAGAGGGAAAGGACACAACUACGUGAUACAUUAAGACAACUUGAUGGGCCUACUGGGGAUCUGCUAUGAACCAGGGUUGGAACCUUUCAGUAAGGGGUGAGUGUGUAUCACCUUUAAAUUUGCUCCUAACCUAGGGAGCAAGGGGGGGAGGGGAGGAGGUGCUUUCUAGCCAGCCGUCAUGUGGUGGGCGGAUAGCUUGGGAGAACAGUUGGUAAUUGCCAGUUGGGUCUACCCCGUGUCUGCUUCCCCAUGGGCCCAUAUGUACGGGGUGGGUGUUUCAGGACAUAUUUCAAGAUAACAUGGUUAAUAUAGAGCCUGGUGGCAGUUGUGCGAAAAAAUGUCUGCCGAGCGCAGUUUUGUUGUGACAUGGUGAAGAGACCUACGCCAUUGCAGGGUGGCUCUUGUGAGGUCUUGAUAUUCAUACAGUUUGGAGUCUUCAAACGUAUAGGGUGUUUUGCCUCUCAGUGCUGCCAGGAGGUGCCCGUUGUCUUGGGAGGUGGUGCAGCGCAUGAUGACAUCACAUGGGGCUGUUGUGGGUAUUUUGGUUGCUCCAGGCAGUCUGCAUGCUCCGUCAAUGCUGUAUUUUUUGGCCACCUGGAGGAAUAGCACAGUUGCCACCAGGCGGCGAAGAUAAUGAAGCGGUUCAUCCGCCGUGAUUGCGGUUGGGACUCCUCUUAUUUUGAUGUGGUUAAGCCUAUGGUGAUCUUCCAUAGCUGAACAUUGGGUGGUGUGUGUCUGUUGGGCAGUUUGGAGUGUGUGGAAUGAGGCCUCCGUGCGCAGGUCCAUCACGUCUUCCUCUGUGGCCUUCAUUCUGUCUGUGACUUGCUGGACUUCUGUCCUUAUUACUGCUAGGUCAGUUGCCCACAGCUUUUGGAUAUCAAGUAGGAGGGCCUGAAUGUCCUGUUUGGUGGCAAGAUUGCCCGUAAGGGCUUCCAGUUGGUUAGUGACUGUCAGGCUUUCACGUGAAGAGAGUGUCCCCCCGCCAUCCGGCGGGUCUGGUGGUGAUGGCAUGCUCAUUCUCCUCGGCCGACAUCUUGGUAGGGAUUGCCUCUGCAGCAGGGUGCCUGUAUCCUUGGAGUCAGGCACAGCUCUGGGUGUGGGCUUCUGUGUCUUCCGCACCAUGGUCUGUGUGGGAGCUGCUAUCAGUAGAAGGGGUUGAGGUGCAAGGUUCGCGGCACUUUCGCAAAGCAGCCUGCCCUGGAAGGAGUCUGAAUCAGGAAAGGCUGGUGUCUUGUAGGCCCCGAACUUGCACCUUGGCUUUACAGCUUUCGGUGCCUGAAAGAAAGGCAUCAAUGGAUGCAGGGGCACCUGUAGUAGCAAGGAGGAGAUCAGUCUAUGCUGGAUGGCCCCUGUAGUAGGUGAUAAUUAGUGGAUUAGCCCAGAGUCAGCGGGAGCCGCGGGAAAUGGUGUCUGUUUAGCUUCGCUGACAAGCCUCGCCCCUCCCUUUGUGACAUUUUGAUGUUCUUCUAAUAUAAAUACUAGCAGGUGCAUAUGCUCAUACCAUCCUACGGAAGGAAGGCCAGAGUGCCCAUGAUAAUACAAUAUUUCUCAGAAAAUGCCCGUUGGGCACCCAGAGCAUUAUGCAAAUAUCUGGCACCCUAGCCAUAGUAAUACUGCAAUGGUAAGUAGGUUCUGGUUUUUUUUUUGUUUGUUUUUUACUUUCCUCUGGUGCACUGCACUCUCCAGUAAGUACUUCAGUAGGUUUUACUUUUAGGAUUUUAGUAAUUUUCACUUGGAGAAAAGUGACAAUUGUGCUUUAAAUAAAAUAAAAACAUAUUUUUAAAAGAAACUGGUGAAAUAGAUGUGUGAAAGUGUACAAAAAUACCAGGAAGUGUCAUCUUCUUAAACUAAUUGAUUUUAGGUUCCAAGCAACUAUUAAACAUGCAGGCCAAGCAUACCAAAUUCUAAAAGCUUUUAGCUUGGAAACAGUUAUAUGGUUCUUGCAGUAUAGGACUACCUGUGAAACUCCUAGUCAUAUGAUUUACUCCAAGAAUUUAGGAAAAAAUAAAUAAUUAACUGUAUGUUAUGGCACUUUCCUUUGGCUUAACUACUUGGUACAAAAUACAAGAGAUAAAAUUGUUGAGAUUUCUUUUUUCAACAUUUUUACUUUUUAAAAUAAUUUACUCUUGCUAAAUAAAUAGUUAUAUUGUCUACUAUAACAAUAGUAUCAUACCUAUCAAAAUCUGGAAAGGAUUUGGAAGCAUUUGCAAAUCCUUUAGAUUAAAAAAAAUAGGGAACUUAUCUUUUAGGUUAAAAAGAAGAAAACAAUAAAUAAAUAAAAAUUAAUGUGAUCAAUAUAUCUAUAAUUAAGUAGUAAUCAGCUGCUUCACUCAUGAGUACAUCACAUCCCAAACAGUAUCACUAUGUACACUUAAUCACUUAAAUAGCCUAACUGGGAACGCAUAAAGGGAGACUAUAGUCACCAAAACAAUUGCCCUAACCACACCUCCCUAUAUGUGACUAACACAGCCAUCCUAAACACUUCCUGUCAAGUGAGAUCUAAUGUUUAUACUUCCUUUAUUGCAAAAUCUGUUUAAUUUGGAAUUUCCUAUCUCCUGCACUGUUAAUAGCGUGCUAGACCGUGCAGGAGCAUCCUCUAUGUGAUUAAAAUUCAAGUUGCAGAGCAGGAGAUACAAAUUUCUAAAGAAAAUUAACAUCUGAUUGAAAAUAAAAUAAUUGCAGCCUGUGUGAGUAACAGCAAGGGCAGGUGUGGCUGGGGCUGCAUAAACAGAAAAAAAAGUGAUUUAACUCCUAAAGGACAGAGAAUUUUGCAGUUAGGUGCAUGAUCUAUACACUAAAACAGCUUCAUUAAGCUGUUUUGGUGACUCUGGUGUCCCUGUACAAUUUUAAUAGCUCCACUUCAUGCUAUUUAUGUUAUAAGAUUAUACCUAUCAUUAUCAGCAAAUCACUGAGUCACCAGAUCAGAGGCAGGGCAAGAAGAAAGGAUAGCAGUAACACUGCUCCCUUGCAUUCAGCCGUGCAUGUAACUCUUGGCACAAGUGUAUUUUAUUAACAUCUUGGCUGAGGGCAUUUGGGGAUAGAAUGGGAGAUGAUCCUUCAGUCAGUUUCUGCUGGCAGCCAGACAUGUUCCUUAUGUACCUGGCUUAUCAUAGGGGAAAUCAUUUGCACUGGUGCCUCCCUCUGCAUCUGCUACUCAUUUCUGCUACUAGAUAAUUGUAAUCUAUUGAAUUGAAAUCAUCAUUCAUUGUAUGUAGACAUGGUUAUUUGCUAAACUCUUCAUUUUUUUUUUUACAGAUAAAGCUUGAAUAUCAAGAUUGAUGCUAAAAUAGUUGAGGAGUUGCAGAAUUUUUACAAAUCAUCUUUGCCUCAGUUUUGCCAUUCAGAUUUAAUAUGCUAAUAUUUUAAUAUACUUAUGUAUUUCAUUUUGUGGUAUAGUGAAUAACUGACAAUAUCCGCCUCUUUUUAAUUUGAGAAUGUUAAGUUCGCUUCAGAUGUUAAAAAAGAAUAACAGCGGGGAAUUGACAUUGGGCGGGUGAUGACGUGACAUGUGAGCACACACACAACCGCGCCCAUGAGGUUAUGGGUUUGAGGAGGAGAGCGUCCAUACCAUGUGGAAAAAAUAAACGCUGAGAAGUGGAUUUAAGCUGAGUUGACAACCUGUGAGACCCUGUGGUCUACUUGCCGAACGAUUGCUUGGGAAGAAGGGUUGACCUGCUCCACUAUAUUGUGGCUACCUGUCUGCCAUUCUCCCGUGACCGUACUUUCUGUGCUGUGUGGGGGACACGUCUGGCGGUGAGUGGCGACGGUAGGAGGCAGUGGACUUAGGCUGAGUACACCCAGGGAUCACCUGGUUGAAAUAUUUUAGAUCUAGUCAUUAAUCUUAAGUAUUGCUGUUGUAUAAAACUGGACAUUGGACAGGCAAAUAUAUAGCCUGAAUAUUCUACUGGCUGCAACAAAUAAAAAAUUCUAUAUGAUUCUCUAGUAACCUUUUCCAAGAAUAAUUGUGAUGGAAGAUAAAUAUAUAUUUUUUUUCACUCUUCCUAAACCAUUUUCUUGCUGCCUUAUUUGUUUGACUAUACAAUGAAAUGCCUCUGCUAAUAUCUUGUUAAAUACUGUGCUAUUAAGAAACUAUCCAGGGAUGAUUGUGCAAUAUGCAUCAGAUUUAUAUGAGAUUCUCCCGGCUGCUCUAAACUUCUCUAAAAUGCAAACGACAGCUAAAUAAUUUGAUUGAGCAUUGGCUGGGGGUUAGGUUGUUGGGCAGAGUGGGACAAGUAGCUGGGCAGAUUUGGUGACACAGCUGUUGCUGGGGAUAAGAGCUGGUUGGGGAUUGGUUGCUGCCCGCAAGCAAAAGAGCAGGUAGUCAUGUAAGUAUAAAAGUGACAGCACGGGCGCAAUCCCUCUCAGCGGUCUUUCAAGACAGGAGAAGCACAGACGGACCCCCACCGCCUCACCUGUUCCAGCCGCAACAUGUCCUCUAAGGACUUGAUGUCCCCUCUGGAGAAAAUCCUGCGAUCGCCUGUAGCGGAAUCCUGGUUAAGAGACUGCUUCAUUUCAGUGCCGGGGGCUUCCAACGCUGACAGGGAGCCUCCUGUAGCAGCAUCCUCCCCAUCGUCUGAAAGAGGUUCCGAUCAGCGGCACGACUUGCACAGCGGGACAGAGGCGUGCUCAUGCGUGGUACAACUGGGGAAGAGCGCCACAUGCUGGAAAAAAGAGAGAAUGCAGUCCGGUGCAAAAAUCGCCUCCAGAAUUUAAAGAAACGGCUCAUGGAAAGAAGAGAAGGUGUAAAAGAAGCCUGCCCUCUUCCCCUGUACCUGUUGUAGGUCAGGGUAAAGUAGAGGGCCAGGAUGAGAACGUCCUGAUGAAAACAUGAAGAAAGUCGAAUGAUGGGAGUGAGUGUCAUCUGGAUGACAUGCCAGUCCUAGAAGAAAUGGAGAUGCAAGGCAGAGCUGGUACUUCAGUUGAUGAGUAUGAACGCAACUCUGCUGAAUUGGUUAAGAUUAGUGAGACAUUAGCAGUGGUCCUUGACGUGGUAAAGGUUUUUACAGAAAAAAGGAAGCCCAGCUCAGGCUUGGGGUAAUGGGAAUAGUAGUUAAAAAAUAGGAUUUAUUAAUGAAUAUGGUAAGAAAGAAGCUCUGCCAUGUGCAUGUUUUCAUGUAAUAUAUAUAUUUUGAAAGGUGAACAUGUUGAAUAUGGUGAUUUGCUGUCGCUUUGCCUUCAGCAAAGGAUUUUCACAAAGCAGAGAGUGACAAGGAUGAGGAAAAGCGUAGAUUGAUCCCACGUGAUUUUAAUAACUGGCUGCAAGAUUUUUUGUUUUUCUGAGUUGUACUGGGAGAGAAGAAGCCAAAAUCAUGUGGCGGACUUUUCCAACAUGUGGAAGUUAUAUAGAGGCUUUUAAGAAUUUUGGCGAAUUAGCGUGGUUUGAACUUUUCAAACAAAGACUGGCUGUCCACUCUUCCAUGAAAUGGGGAGUGAAGGAUGUUAGUCUUUGGCUGAAUCUAAUGCUGCCUCAGAGAUUGUUGGUUAAAGCAGCGACUAAUGUCGGCACUUAUAGCACAAUAGGAACGAUGAAAAGGCCUAUGUUGGGCAUUUAAUGAAUGGCAUUGUAAAUGGCCAAAUACGUGUAACUUAAGCAUUAGUGCGCAUGCUGUGGUGGAAAUCAUUCCGCCUUUCGCUGCUUUAACAUAAUUGCCGCAGGAUCCAGUCAGGGAAAAGACCAGUUUCAAAAGGCAUGGAUACCAGUGCAGCUUGAAAGGAGUCUUCCAUUUCUCCAGGCGUACCCAAGCAGGGAGGGAGCUAAGUUAUUGCUUCAAUGUCUUGCAGAAGGUUUAAGAUUCCAAUGAUUUCUGGUUCAGUUGUUCAUAAUUUAAAAUCUGUUUUUCAGGAUGCUGCAUCUGUCAGCAGGAAAUUGCAAAAGGAGUUAAAAUUAGUUAGAAUAGCGGGUCCUUCUGACCGGCCUCCUCUUGCAAAUUUUCGCCUUUCUCCUUUAGGUUUAAUUCCUAAAAAAGGGACGGGUCAUUCAGGCUAAUUUCAGUGGCCUUUGCAUAUUCUGAUGAUGCACUCGGAGGGGUAUGUGAAUUUGGACCGGGUGCCAUAAUGGCUAAGGUGGACAUUGAGUCAGCAUUUUAGGCUAUUGCCAGUGCAUCCCUCUGUGAAUUUUAUUUUGAUAAAUGUUUACCAAUGGGUUGCUCCAUUUCCUGUUUUUAUUUCUAAGCUUUUCUUCAUUCUUGGAAUGGUUUGUUAAUAUUGAGACCGGUUUAUAUUCUAUUGUACAUUAUCUGGAUGAUUUUUGCUAAUUGGUCCUAGUUCAGGUUCAGAAUGUGUUAAAGUUUUUCUGUAGUUUAGCCGGAUGGUUUGGUAUUCGGUUAGCAGUGGAGAAGACAGUGUCAGGGACAUGUAUUCAAUUCUUAGGAAUAACAAGUGACUCUGUUGAAUUUGAAUGUAAGCUGCCAGCAAAAAAGAUUGAUUAGUUAAACAAAAAUAAAACCAUAUUGGAUUCUUUUAGCAAGCAAGCAAAAAAAAAAAAAAGCAAUGGUAAAGCAGUUUCACUCGUGAUUAAGCCUGUUAGCAUUUGCAGGUUGUAUGAUGCCUAUAGGAAGAAUUUUUUGUAGGCGAAUGGCUUUGGCUUGUGUAAAAAGAAAUCAAUUCAAAGUUUCGUAAGGAUUUCUGCAGAAAUUAAAGAAGAGUUAAAAGUUUGGGAUCAAUUAUUACAAGAAUACAAUGGCUGUUCAUUAUUGCAAACGGAAUUUCAGGAUAAUGAAACUUUAGGAUUAUUUGUGGAUGUCGCAGGGUCAGUUGGUUUUGGCAUAUUCUGGAACAAAAAAACUGCCUUUGCACAGUGGCCAGAUGAAUAGGUGGAACAAGGGUUAACCACAAAUUUAACCCUGCUGGAACUGUUACCAAUUGUAUCAGCAAUUUAGACUAGGAACUGCAGAGUAGACAAAUUUGUUCCACUGUGACAAUAAGUCGGUGGUACAUCUCAUUAAAUCAAUGCAUUCUAAAGGUGGAUUUGUUAUUAAUUUGUUGCGAAAGCUAGUAUGGUUAUGUUUUAAACAUAAUAUACGGUUAAAGGCUGUGCAUAUUCCGGGUAUUGAGAAUAAAAUAGCUGAUGCUAUCUCUCGUUGUCAGCUCAGAUCUUUCAGAAGUUUAGUGCCGAACACAGAAGAAGAGUGCGUGGAAUUGCAAAAAAUGCCUUUGGCAAUUAAUCUGGACGAGUUAUCCAGCAGGUGGAAAUAUAGAAGCUGCCUUCUCUUUUGUGAUUCAAUUUAUUAAUAAUGGUAUAUCUAAACACACCAUCUCCAGACGCUUAGCAGGUGUAACAUGAUUUUGUGGUUUUUAGGUAAGUCAGUAGUAGGGAUCACAAUGCAUUUGUGAUUAAACAGUUGUUAUAAGGUUAUUUUAAAGGGGCUUGAGUUGCUGACGGUAGGCGUCCCAUAGCUUAUUCAGUGUUAGGAGAUUUGCUUGAUGCUUGAACUCUGUUAUUUACAAUUCAAGAGAUUAAGGAAGAAUUAAUUCAAAAGAAUAAUUACUUGGAAAAGAAGAUUUCUAUAUUGGAGAACACAUUAGUCAUUCUGGAGGAUCGCACAUGAAGAAAUAAUGUAAAAGUAAGAGGCGUCCCAGAAUCGAUUGCUUCAGAUCAAAUGGAUCAAUAUUUAAGAGUAGUCUUUUCUAAAUUUAUACCUGCAGAUUCGGCUUAGGGGAAUACCCAUUCAAAAGAUUGCACAGGCUCUACAGGCCUAAGAAUAUAUCACCGGAUAUAUCAAAAGAUGUAAUCGUACGUUUCUCUAAUAACUUUAUUAAAAAUGUAAUUAUACAAGCAGGUCAGAAAAAUCAAAUUCCCAACCCAUAAUGUAAGGAUAUCAAGCUAUUCACAGAUCUUUCUUUGGUAAAGCGUCAAGCAAGGAAGCGAUAUAUGAAUCAAACCUCUAUCCUUAGAGCAAAUAAUAUCAAAUAUAGAUGGAACGUCCCUACUGCCUUAAAAGUGGUUUUCUAAGAUCAACAGCAUCUCUUUAAAGAUUCCUUGGCAGCGCAAGAGGCAAUUCAGUCAUAGAAACUAUAGAAGAUCUAAGAAUGACUAAGAAGACUAAGUUGUAAUGUAAUUCAACACCAAUGAGAUUUUUUUUUGUUAUUGGUUAUCCUUCUUACAAAUACAGGAGGUUAAUUCUUAUUUAUAGACCUAUUAAGGUCAUAUUGAUAACUCGGAGAUGAAUAAUACCAUUCUGAAUGUAGUAAAUAUGGGCUAUAUUCUAUAGAUAAUUGAGGUUACAUAUACUUUUUUGUUUCCCAUUUGGCCUCUCACAAUGCUUUAUUGACAAAUAUCAAUUUAAUGAUUAUCCUACAUUAUUUUGCUAACCCCAAACUAAAUAAUAAUUUUGGGGUAAGAUGCAAUGUUAUGUAUGUAGGGGUAGAGGGGGAGAAGGGAUAUAUGUAAUGUUGGUUUAGGAUAAAUUGUGUAUACGUAUAUUAAUAACUAAUAUUAUUUGGGUAUAAAGGGUAAGAGCCAUGAAAUGCAUUAAUGAUGGGAUUAUUUAUAUUACUCCACUCAAGUUACGUUUGUAACUCAUGGGGUAAAUACUAUUAGCUAUAAGUAGGUAAUUAUUAUCAUGUUCAUAUAGGUAUAAAUGAGGAGAUAUGCUGCCAUUUAUGUUAUAUAUCUUGGAAGUAAUCUUUAAGAUUUUAUGGUAUUUGUUUUGCAUUUUAAGGGAGUUAAUUAUACCCCCCACUUUGCACUUAUCAGGUUUAAUCCUGAUAAUUAGGGGUUAUAGUCGAUCCAAUUUAAUAGGUUAAAUUAGAUUAAGAUUUAAGAAAGGGACUUUGACACAGUUUAUAUGGGGUAUAGGGUUACAGUAUAAAUAAGUGAGAAUAAGGGAGAGGGGAAUGAAAAAUGAUAGGAAAGAAAGAAUAAUGAAAGCACAAAGGGAUUAUUGCUAUAGAAAAAGAGUUCACACUAUUAAUAUGUCAAUAUUCAUUUAUAUAAGUCACUAACUAGUGGAUUAGAUAAUGCCAAUUAAUUCUCAAUCUAAAUAUUCUAUGACUUUUGUAAUAAUUUCUUUUUACCCCUUUCUUCUCAUCCCCCUUUUAUCCAUAUAGGAAAAGCAAUUUAAUAUGAAAUUGUAGGAAUCUAUAGAUGAUUGCUUAGUAUAUUGGCCUCAACUAGAUCAUAUCACUCAUGUUUUGGCAUAUUCAAAUCCAGGUGUUAUAAUUAAAAUCAAAGCAAACAAAUAACAAGCUAGGAAGUGCAAAAUGCGUUAGUUAUUGUUUAUUAUUGUACUUUUUUUUCCUUCUCAUUUUUGGUGUACCCAGAUUUUGGGGCAUCUCCUCCUCUUCCCAUAACUCUUUUUCCUGCAAAUUUGUCAGGGGGUAUCAAGUGGAAACAUGUAUUUUCUUCUUUUUAUGUUUCCUUCUCUUCUUAUAUGCUUUUUUAUGUAUGUUAUUAUUAUUUUUCAUGUAAGAUGUGACUUGUGGCCAACUGGAAGUUACAUUUACAAUGACUACUCUUAAGCUGAUCUCUUGGAAUGUCCAGGGAAUGAAUUCCCCCCCAAAAAGGGGUUCAGUGUACACAUUUUUAAUUGAGAACAAUAAUGUGGCCUUUAUCCAGGAAACUCACUGGUUUGACUCCCCAAACAGACUUUGGAGAUUUAAGAAAUACCCGAAAGUGUAUAGCGCCAAUAUGGAGAGGAAACGGAACAAAAGAGGGAUCGUUAUUAUUAUUUCAAACAAAGUUAAAAUUUUUUUUUUUUAUAAUUUGUUUAUUUCAUUUUUCUUAUAUAACCAUACAAGACAUUACCAUCAACCUUAAUGAUAUAGAAAACAUAAAAAGUAUUGCCAUCUACCACCAAUUAGAUAAAAAUUGUAGAAUUAUAUGUAUACUCAAUACUAUUGCACACAUAAUAGCCUUUGUGAUAUUAGAGCUUUUUCCCCUUUUCAUUAUUCUACUAAAUUAUUUUCUAGAUCUAGACCAAACGCCAUAUUGGAAAAGAAGAAUGAAGAAAAAUCAAUCUACAUGUCUAAAAUAUUUUUAUCCGGCAUCCCUCUAAUAUUAAAGUUCCUUUUAUCUAUCGUAUAAGGCAACUUAAUUCACGAUUAAUUAUUACUUAAAUUAGGUAGAUGGCAUUCCAAACUUCAUUAAUAUGAUAUACAUAACAAACAUAAAAGACAAACAUUUAUUUUUAUGCAUUGCAAACUCUUCUUGGGGUAUUUCAGUGGCACCUCUAUUACUACCUUAAUAUACUAAACAGAUAAAGAUGUAGGAAAAAGGGAGAAACUGAUCUAAUUACUUUAAUUUUAUCCAAAAUUUUAUCUGGCCAUACUCUCCACUUUUUCUUUCCAAAAAUUACUGACGUCUCUAACUUUAAUUGACUGAUGUCCGAGGGCCUCCAUAUUUAAUUGAUAUUGGACUUGAGAAUAUAAUUGGGCUUGUGUAAAAUUUGCACUACUCUUCCAAUUCCUUGCAAUGAUUAUUUUUGUUGCUGCUACAAAAUGGACGUAUAUAAAUUUAUCCUUGAAAAGGAGUGAUUGCAAAUUUAAGUGAAAUAAACCAUUAUGAUGACCCCUAGGGAUUUUUAAUUCUGUGAUAUUCUCCAAUGAAUCGAAAGCCAUAUACCACAGGAUUUUCACCUUACUGCACUCCCACCAUAUGUGUCCAAAGGUCCCCUCUUUUUCGUUACAUCUCCAACAAAUUGGAGACUUGGAGAUAUACAUUUUGGCUAGUCUGGUAGGGACUAAAUACCAGCGGUUCAUUAAUUUAAAUAAUACUUCAAGAAGGUUCAGACAAUGGAUUAUCUUACUUGUUUGAUAUAGUACUUGAUCCCAUUCAGACUUAAGAAUCUGUACAUUUAACUCUUUACUCCAUUUUUGGAUAUUUACAUUUAAAUUUGGAGCUUCAAUUUGGAGGAGAGCAAUCCUUGCCUUUGAGACUAUUUGCGGUAUGAUCUCAUUUUUUAAUAAAACUAUCAGGUUUUCUAUGCCCACUGUAGGUCGGUAUAGCAAAUAUUGUUUGAUAAAACUUCCAAUUCUUAAAUAAUUACACCACUCCUUCCAGGGUAAUGAGAAUUCUUGUAUCAGAUUUUCAAAUUAUUUAAUUUUGUCACCCAUUAUUAUUUGAUUUAUAGAGUCAAUACCUUUCCUUGUCCAUUCCCCUAAAUUUAGAUCCUUCAUCCUUAGUUGGAUAAUACUAAGGUUAAAAUUUCCCAAUAUUUUAUUACAUAAACCACUAUUAAUCUUCAACUUUUCCCACUCCAUUAAUAUAGAUUUCAAACAUGUAUUGGAGGAACAGACUUUUUUGGUUCUUUCAUCUUGUUUAGUUAACCAAAUCAAAUGAUGUAAAUUUUCCAUUUCUGUCAUCUCCAAUUCUAGUUGGUACCAACCAACUUCCUCUGAACUUAAUAAUUGUGUCUUAUAUAUAUGGAACAUCAUAUUUGCUAGAUAAGUUAUAGUAACAUUUGGAAAAUUUAUCCCUCCUUUCCUAGUCUUCUGCAUCAAAAGUUGUUUAUUCAUCCUCGGCCUUUUUCCUUUCCAUAUAAAAUUAUUUAUAUCUCGUUGUAUCAUAGAUAACCAUGGUUGUGGCAUUCUCAAGGGGAUCAUACGGAAUAAAUAAGACCAUUUAGGUAGUAAAUACGAAUUAACCAAAUUAAUUCUGCCCCACCAAGACAGUUCAGUUUGUCUCCAUCUCUUUAAAGACUCAUGUGUCGAUCUAAAUGUUUUCAGAAAAUUUACUUGGAGCGUAUCUUUUACAUCAUCAGUGAGAAUUAUACCCAAAUACGUUAACAAAUUUUUAUUACAACUAAAUUUAUAUUUAUCUUUAAUCUGUUGAAUAGAAUCUCUGGAAAUAUUUAUUGCUAAAAAAGUGGAUUUAAUUACAUUUAUUUUAUAAUUUGAGAUCAGACUAUAUUUGUCUAUUUCUGCCAUCAGUGCUUUAAGCGAUUCGACAGGGUCGGUUAGGGUCAAUAUCAGAUCAUCUGCAUAUAGAUUUAAUUUAAAUUCUUUUUCUCUGAGUUUGAAUCCUUUAAUUUGAGGGUUAUCUCUUAUUUUAAUGGCUAAGAUCUCCAUUGUCAUUAUAUAUAAAAUUGGCGACAAAGGACAUCCCUGUCUCGUGCCAUUUUUAAGUGUAAACCACUCUGGGCAUAUGUUUGGGGCCACUGUUCUUGCUUUAGGACCUUCAUAUAAUGCCAGAAUAGCAUUUAGCAUCCUUCCCUGAAUUCCGAAUCUUUCCAGCGUUUUCCUUAAAAAAUCCCAACCGACCCUGUCGAAAGCUUUCUCGGCAUCGACCGCCAAUACAAAUAAAGGUUUGUUACUUCUUCUAGAUACAUCUAUCAGAUCCAAUAAUCUUCUAGAGUUAUCUACUGGAUCUCUACCUUGUACAAAACCGAUUUGGUAAUUUUUAAUUAUAUUAUCCAUUAAUCCUCUUAAUCUAUGGGCCAAAACUGAAGAAAAUGUUUUAACAUCUGUAUUGAUUAAGGAGAUAGGUCUAUAAUUUUCUACCUUUAGAGGAUCUUUGUUAUCUUUAAGAAUUGGAAGAAUAUUUGCACUCAACAUUUCUGUAGGGAAUUUACCAACUGAUACAAUUUCGUUAAACAUGUCUGUUAGGUGGGGAACAAUAAGUUUUUUAAAUGAUUUAUAAAAUAUAUUUGCGAAAACAUCUGGACCUGGCGUCUUAUCUGGUUUUAAUUUGUUUAUUACUACCUCUACUUCCUGAGCUGUAAUUAAAGUAUUUAGCUUAUUAGUUUGUUCUAUUGUAAUCUUAGGAGUAUUAAUUUUACUCAGAUAGUCCUCCUCAUUGGUUAUCGAGGGAGUUAAAUUAUACAAAGCCUCAUAAUACUUAUUAAAUCUCUCCCCUAUUUUUUUUGGGUCCAGAUAUACCCCAUCUUCAUCCUCUAUCUUUACUAUUUUAUUGGAUCCAAUUUUAUCUCUUAAUUUUUUGGUCAUAAUUCUAUCUGCUCGAUUUCCCUUAUAGUAGUAAUUAGCUUUGAGUUUAUUCCUAAUUUUUACAUUCUUUGCUAUAAGAAAAUUAUUAAUUCUAUUCUGAAUACUUUUUAGCUCGUCUGCAUUUUCUUUAGAGGGAAACUGCUUGUUCUUACUUGCAGCCUUUUUCAGUUCUGUUUGUAAUACCAUAAAAGAUCUAUUAUUUUCUACUUUAUAUCUUGUUUGAAUACUUAUUAUAUCAUUUGGAUCGUUUUCAAGAAAAAAGGUUACUAUUUGUUUUUCCAAUAUAUCAAGAUUGAUCUUAGAUUUUAACAAAUUAUCAUCCAUAUGCCAGGUAUCACGACCAAUCCUGAUCCACUGAUUCUUCAUCUCCCACAUAUUAAUACCAAGUCUGACCAAGUAUUAUCAAGUAUCUUAAAAUAUUUAAUAUUCGUCAAUGCUGUCAUAUUUCCCCAAACCAUAUCUAUUCGGGAAUACGAAAGAUGUACCCGUGAAAAAAACGUAUAUUCCAAUGAAUUAGGAUUAGUCGUUCUCCAAAGAUCAAAAUAAUCAAAAUUAAUCAUAUUUCUCUUAAUAGAUUUUGCCAAUUUAUCUGUUCUUUUUUGAUGUAAUAGUAUUGAAGAUGUCUUCUUAUCUAAUAUCGGAUCCAAUACACUAUUAAAGUCCCCAGCCACCAAACAUGUACCUAUUUUGACAGAUUCCAUUAAAGUUAAGACCUUUUUUAGGUUGGAGCAGGAAAGUCAUUGGGCAGAUAUAUAUUAGUCAAUGUAUAAGGUAUCUCAUUCAAUUUACAACAAACUAUAACAUAUCUACCUUCCUUAUCUUUAAUUUGAUGAAUUAUAUCCACUUUUAAUGUGUGGGAAAAUACUAUUGCUACUCCUCUUUUUUUUUUCUCCACUUAAAGAAGCAUGUAUCAUUAUAGGGAAUUUUGAACCACCCCAGCCCUGACUAUCCAUAUCCAACCAGUGAGUCUCUUGAAAAAAGCCCACUUCCACUUUAUUUCUUAACAUAUAAUCAUAGAUUAAAGAUUUUUUGGUUAAAGAAUUAAGGCCUUGGACGUUAACUGAAAUCAUCUUUACCAUUUUAAAUCAAAACUCAUUGUUUCCACUGACCCCAAGAGAGCUGCAAUGCAUUCACAUACAACACAAAAGGUCCAUUGAACAUAGACCCACAAAAACCUUAUGGGAAAAACACCCAGUCUGGCCCAACACAGCCUGGCUCCCGAAAGGUUUCCUCUCGGCAUACCACUCCAGGGCCAUCUGUGUCCUCGUGAGAUGGUGUUUAGAUUCACCAUAUCACGGAAUUUGUGUCAACAGAAGAGAUGACACUUGGUGGGACGGUAUGAGAAGAGUAACCGAAAAUCUUAUUCCUUAUAUUUAAGAAAACUCUACUAUCUCAUAUAAUACACAGAGGAGAGAGAAAAAAAGAAGAAAAAUCUUAUUUACAACCUAGAUUCCCCGAUAGUUAUGAAUAUAUAAUCACUAACAAUUUAUGUAGUUCCAUUAUUUUGAAAGGUCUAUCCAAUUGGUUAUAGAAUAUCUGCCAUUCUUCUUAUAUAACUUACUAUUACCACCCAACCAAUUGUGUGUUUGUGUGACAAUAUAUACAAAUCUAUCUCUUAAGUAUAACAAAUCCUACCAUGUGUUUUAAUCCUAUGAUAAUUAUUUAUAUAUUUUCGUGAAUAAUUUAUCUUCCUACUGUGUAUACAUAAUCCAUCCUUCCAUAGUUGAUUCUUUCCGUGAUUCUUAUUUAAAUUACCAGAAUCUCCUAACACUUUAUCAAUUUCUAAUUCUGUGUGUAAAAAUUGCAUCCCUUUACUGUAUUAAGACUAUCUAAUUUUAUAAAUUUACUCAAUCUAUUUGCAUAUUUUCUCCUUUAGAAUAUUAACACUUAACUUCCAUCUUAACAUGUGUAGAAAUAAACCCACCAUUCACUUAUUAUUAACACUUAUUCUUAACCUUUUGCCUAUCUCCAUCCUUUACGUGUUAGCUAUCUAUUAGCACCAAACCAGCCGAGAGAGAGAGAAAAAAAAAAAUUAUAUAUAAUUCUAAUUGUUCAUUUUCAUCCAGACAGCUGCGAACUACGAAGCAUCUUCAAUUUUUGAUUAUUAUUCCUGAAUCAUAUAGCACCCGCUAUAGAUUGUUCUUCCAUCCAUUUUCUCAAAGAAUGCAGAGUAGUAAAUUUUUCAUUUUUUUCUCUCCAGAAGAUCCUAAGGCAUAUAGGAAAUCCCCAUAUAUAUUUCACUUCUUUGGCUCUUAAUAUGGAUAGUUCCUGGCUAAAGCCUUUCCGCCAUGCUCUUGUAUGGAAAGAUAAGUCAGGGAAAAUCUUCAAGUUCUUAAAUCUCUCUUCUGUGACCGGAUUAUUUCUCACAGAACUCAUUAUUUGAUUUUUAAUAUAAAAAGAUUGAAAUUUAACAAUUACAUCUCUUGGUAAUGAUUCUGCCACAUUUCUAGGUCUAGGUAACCUGUGGUAUCUCUCUAAUUCUGAAUCUUGAAAACCAGCUUGAGAUAAUAUUGUUUCAAAGUAUUCCAUCAGAAAUUUUUUCAGUGAAGAAUCGUUAAUUUGAUCAGGAAUAUUACGGAUUCUUAUAUUGGUUCUCCUGGAACGAUCUUCCAAAUCAUUUAAUUUGUCCUCCAGUGAUUCUACCUUGGAUUGUAGGUCUGUCAUUACUGACUCUAUGUGCACAUUUUUUAAGUCUGUUUGCAUCAUCUUAGAUUCCAUAGAUUCCAAUUGGACUUUCAUAUCUCUUAUCUCUUGUUUUAAAUCUAAUGAUCCUUUUUGGAUAUCUUCUUUAAUAUUGUUCUGUAAUUUCUCCAGGUAAUUAAUUAAAAUCUCUUCAGUUAGAGGUUUACCUGCUUGUGCAAUAUGAGAGGGAUUAGAGUUAGAUUUGGGGGGAGGGGAGUUGUCCUGAGUUUCAGAAUUCAGUUGGAAUUUGUUUGGAGGCGGGGAGAAAUAUCCUGAUAACCUUUUAUCAGUGAUAGGGUCUUUUUUUUCUCUUUUUUUUCUUUCCUCCUGUGGCUUUCUGGUUGCCAUUUUAUUUUCUAUAAAAGGUCUUCUAUACUUGUUGCUCUUCCCUUUUCUUUCUUAUUAUUUUUCUCAAUUUCUUAUCCUUUUAUUUUCUCCUCAAACUUCACCUUACCCUCUUUUUUUUGGGAAACUCUUUUUCUUUAUUUUUAAUCUUUUUCUCCUUUUUCCCACUCUUUUCUUCUCAUUUCUUCAUUUUUUUUUUUUUUUGACUGCCAAGCCACAAAACUUAUCCACAAUAUUUGUAAUUCGAUUAUUCGAUAAUUUUUUGAGGCUUCACUCCUCAGCUUUCCCCCCCCCUCCUAAAAGUUCGCAGAGAAAAAAAAAUAAAAAAAAUUAUUUACAAUAUUUACAGUAGUUUCUGUUUUCUAUUUUCCACUCUCAACCCCCUUCUCUCUAUCACCCUCUCAAAUGCAGUGUUACUCUGUUCGUUUUAAUUAUGUCAGUAGAACAUGAAAGCAGACUUAUCUUUUCAAGCCUACAUGCCCGGCUUAUAUGUCGAGAGGAACUUCUCUUCACACCGGACCGCCAGUGCAACUCCGAAUGACCCACACAAUCUGCUACAGAGAGAGUUGAAGUCCGAGGUUUCAUCCACCCGGUUCAGCUCCGGCUCUCGGUCACUCACUCCACGCUCACUCGACCCGCCAGAAAAAAACCGCCGCCGGCCACUCUCCACCACACCGCCCCUCCCCCCACGCAGACGCGCACCCGCCUACGUCAUCACGGCUCUCCCAUACAGAAUCUUGAUUUAAGAAAUACCCGAAAGUAUAUAGCGCCAAUAUGGAGAGGAAACGGAACAAAAGAGGGAUCGUUAUUAUUAUUUCAAACAAAGUUACAUUUGAAUAUGUGCACUUGUAUAUUGAUAUUAAUGGUAGAUUUGUAAUACUUAUCUCUAAAAUUAAUGAUGUUCUUUAUACAUUUGUUAAUAUAUACGUGCCGAAUUAUAGUCCAGUGAGUUUUGUUGUGGAUCAAAUCAAGUGUUUGAUUACUUGAAUAUCUGCCCCUGUCCAAAUAAUUAAAUAUAUGCGUGCACGCUCCUUAAGUAAUUCACACCAGACACAAGUUUCAGGUUACUGAAAAACUUGAGGAAUGUUUAUUCAGGGGGCGGGAGGCCCCUUAUAAAGAAAAGAAUACAUCAUAUGCAUAAUUAUAGAUAACAGUAAGUAAACAUCCAUAAUUGGUUAGGUGUUAAGUGUUUUAUCUAAUGCCAUCCCACAGGGUGUGAUGUCACUGUCAUCAUGGGUUUCGCCUCCAGAUUCCAGUGCCAUCUUGUUACAUGAGGUGGUUAGUCGAUGGGAGGGGGAGCUUCUAGUAGCCAUUUUGAGUAAAUAUUGAAUAAUACUGAUUGUAGGUAUGCAGAGUAAAUAGGCAUUUUACUAAUUCUAAUAGUAUGUCCAUAACAGUUUCUUGAAUGGGAUAAUUGACAAGGUGGAUGAUCUUGCUUGUUGUUACGUAAUUUUUGGGGGUGAUUUCAAUUGAGUUGCAGACCCUAGAGUAGAUAAAAGCCAUAAACAUAAUAGAGAUCAACUUUCUCAAAAAUCUGAUCUUUUAGAGUUUUCUUAUUUUAUGAGAAGGAACUCUUUAUAUGACUGUUGGAGAACUCUUAAUCCUAAUGAGAAAGACUAUACCUUUUUAUCUAAUGUACUUCAGACAUAUUCUCACAUAGAUUUAUUUUUGGUCAAAGCGGGACCCUUAGCAUCAGUUACUAAAUCAAAUAUCGGGUCUAUAAUUUUAUUGAAAGAAAGGAGGAGGAGACCACAGCCCAGACAGUAUAAUUAAAAAUCGUAUACGUACACAAGUCUUUUGUGGUAUUAUAUCUACAGUUGACCUCAAAAACAAAAAGACAUGAAAGAAUAAUAGUGCAAUAUGCUAGAUUCAGUGAGUUAGUAUUCAAAUAUUCUUAUAAGGUGUCACUCACAUUUACCAGAGCUAACUCAGAGCUCAGCUGUUAGUAAGCGUGGAUGGAACAAUCCCCGUCUAAGGAUAUAUGUAGAGGUUGGCAUCUUUUCUAGUCUUAGGUAAAGUGCAAUAUGCAGGUCAUAUAUAAAAAGACAUAGAGAGAUAAUCCAAAUAGUGAAAUAGGUACUAUUAGAUGUUUUAAAUAAAAAAAUUUUUUAAUGUACUCCGUUUACUAGAGCAGAACUUGCUCUAGUGUAUACAGCAUGGGUGGUAUAAUCCCCACCUGGGAAUAUGAUGGAAACCAGGAAAUAAAAUCGAAGAUGUAGAGUAAAAUUUAAAAAAAAUUAAAUUUACCUUUUAUUAACAAAAACAAUAAAAAUCUGUAUAGAGUAUCUUUAAGGAGUCCCACGUGUUUCACCCGUGGAGGCGUCUUCAGAAGUGUGGGGGUUAAAUCCUAAUUGCAUCAGUUUAUAUCGGUAGUCUCUUAAUGAUGAUUAUCUCCUGGUGUUUCAUUUCCUAUUUCCUGUAACCACUGUUGGAACGCACGCGUCACACAGGAGGUGACGCAGCGUUUUGGUGUAGUGGUAAUCUAUGCGUUCCACUGUGGAACGUAAACGAAGCUCAAAAUGGCGUUGCUGCGUUCCAAUCGGUACAUACCGAUAUCAGAAGUGGAGAGAGAAUUUACAUCCACUAAUUGUGUGUUAAUUGAAUGUUGAUAGAGUCCAUCCUGUUAUAGUAGUUACAAGUCGAUCCAAACAUCCGGCAGAAGUCGCAUCACACAUAAUUUCUUCUAUAUUUCCAAUGAUUUUCGGCCAUGUCAUAGAAGGGCAAAGUGUGGGAAAAUGGGGCUUAAUAGUUGUAAUAGUACAUAAUCUUAGCAGCCUAUGAUGUUUUAAAUUACAAUGUGGUAUGAAUAUAUUGUAUAUUGCCAUAUUGUAAAUACAACUAUAAAUAUAAAUAGUUGAAAAAUUGUAAAUAAACUAAUAAAGAUUGGAAUUUAAAAUGCACAAAUAGUCUAUACAAUAUUUCAGUGCAUAUAGUGAUUAAAAACAUACAUGAAAGUUAACAAAUGGGUAUUAGGUGCAUAUAGUGGCAUCAAAAAUGUGAAAAAAGCACAAGUAAUGUUCCUUAUAUAAAAUGAACAUGCAAAUCAUAUUAUACACAUGCAUUAUUGCGGUUGUUAUAGCUGAGACAGGUAGAAGCUGAUAAUCAGAGAUGGUUGUAAUAAUAAAGGGUAUAAGAUAUGUAAUUAUAAUUAAAAUCUGUAUAAAACUAUAAUAUUUAUAAUUAAAUAAUUAUAUAUAAAAAUUGCAUAUAUAAAAGGAUUGUACAAAAAACAUUUAGACUUCUUCUUUGAUAAAAAUAUUUUUAGAAAGAUUUACUAGAAGAAAUUUAUAAAAAGUUAUAUAAAUCUUGUCUUGUGAACUUGAGAACUUUGAAUCUACAAAUGACAAUGGCGAAGUAUCUACUUCAUUGGUGUGGUAUACUUUUAAAAGCUAUGUAAGGGGUCUCUUGAUAAAAUUGGGUUCAGACUUCAUAAAAAGGAAAAAUGAGGGAUCAUUGGCGGAAUUAAAGGUUAAACUAGCUCUCAAGGAAAGAUUAAAUAAAAUUAAGGUUGACAAAGUGCUGAUAAGAGAGAUAGCCAGAUUAAGGGAAAGCAUUAAAGAAAGAUUAUAUGAUAGGGUAAACAAAAACAUUGCUUUUCUUAAACAAAGGUCGUACCAUAAUAACAACAAAGUUAAUAAAUCUCUAGAUAGAUCUCUCAAAUAAAAUCAAGAACAAGCUUAAGGGUAAAUCUAUAAAAAAAAAAAUAUUGAUUGGGUAUAAACAACUAUCUUGCCCAAAGGAUAUAGCCCAAUCAUUUGGGGACUUUUAUAGAUCAUUAUAUAAUUUAAAUGAUGUUAGAAAAAGCAGUAAAGAAAUGGAAGAAUUUCUUGAUAAGAUUUCUUACAUUUACCGAAGUUGAAUCAAGAAAAAAUAGAUAUCCUGAAUGCUCCAUUUGUACUAUCUGAAAUUAUUGAAGCAAUAGACCAUCUUAAAUUAAAUAAAGCUCCGGGCCCUGAUGGCUUUUACGCAAUUUUUUAUAAAAAAUUUCUAGAAUUAUUGCACCUAUUCUUUUGAAAGUUUUUUUUAGAAACCUCGUCUGAGAAUCCCCUACCUAACGAUAUUUUAUUGGCAUUAAUCAUCCCUAUAUCAAAAGUGGGUAAGGAUCCGUCUUAUAUUACCAAUUACAGGCCAAUUUAUCUUAUCAAUAUAGAUAUAAAAUUAUUUUCCCAGAUCCUGUGAUCUGGUUAACAUUGAUCAAUCCGGCUUUGUCAUGGAGAGAAGUACUACAGAUAAUACACGUAGAAUUUUUAACAUAAUUCAUAGGAUUAAUAACAAUGAAUUGGGAGUGGUUGCCAUGGCCCUCGACGCCGAGAAGGCCUUUGACAGAGUCAACUGGAGAUUCCUUGACUCCGUCUUGGGUCGUGGGCCAGUUUAAAGAAAGACCCAUGCUAUUGUAUGCGAACUCCUCAGCAAAAAUAAUUCACCCUUUUUUUUUAAUCCAAACCCUUUCUGAUAAAAAAUUGAACUAGACAGGGCUGCCCUUUAGCACCCCUAUCCUUACCAUAGAGCUGUUAGCAAAACAGCAGAGAGAAUAGAAUAUAUAUGCAGAGAGAAUAGGAUGAAGAAGAUGAUAUAUCAGAUCUAUAUAUCUUUCUAGUUUGGUUAAUGGUCAAUUUAAACACUCUUAAAUUUCUUAAUUUCGUAUGCCUUGAUGAUACAUGCAUAUACUCUCAAUUGCUUAUUUUAUUCUACUUAUCAUAUGAGGAAAUAUUUAUGUAUAACAGCGUCUGUUAAUAUAUUAUACUCUUAAAUUCUAUUUCAUUGUAUAUUGCCUAUUUAUGAAACCAAAUAAGAAUAAAGAUAUAAAAAAAAAUCCAAUCCCAUACAUACAAUCAAGCAUAGAUAGUUAUAUUGCAGUACAUUCUCUUCAUUCGUAAAGAAUCAAUGGGGUAAUUUAUAACAAGUUAAUCUGAAGCACAGGUCAAAAUAUGGAGGAAUCAGUCCUUGGUAAUUGCUUCAUAUUAUGCAAAUAAUUAACCAUACUGUGUCUUUGUAACUUUAUCAAGACUGUUAUAAGUGGUCAAAUUUUCGUAGCAAAAUGAAACUAAAAUAAGUUUAAAAGUGCAUUUUCUUCCUAGAUGCUAUGUGCAAAUCUCUAUGUGUUGAUCUUGGGGUUUGCUAGAGUUUCUAAGAGUUACUUGGACCAGAUGACGUAUAACUUGUUCAUUUCUUUAAAACUUAGCUUGUUUGAGCAGUGCCUUUUUAACCUUUUUAUCUCCUAUUCUUGUCUGUAAACUACUUCUUGUUAUAUAUCCACAUUGUAUUUAUUUUUUGUAAAUAUAUUUACAAGUUUUUUUUUUUUUUGUUUGACUGACAAAGAAACAAAAUACAACUGUGUAUAAGAUGGUGCAGUUAAAUCUGGUGUGGUCACGCAGGACCUCCGGGAAUCAUAUCUUUAGUGUACAAGGCUAUACAGUUUCUUUUAGAAAAAAAAAAAGAAUAACAGCAGCUUUAACAAUCAAAGAUUGUGGGAUUGACUAACCUAAACAUAGAAUUGUAAGCAUAUUAAUACCUCAAUUUAAUAUAUUUGGAUAUAUUUUCAAAUGAUUUUAUAUUUUUGGAUAAACUUUAAAAAAAGAUGAAAUAUCUAAAAAUAUAUAUAAAUUAUCAAUAUAUCAAAUAUAUCAAAAUAUUUAAAUAAAACAUGCUUUAAAAAAAAGUUUGUUCAAAAAUAUUAAAUAAUUUGAAAAGGUUAACUAAAUAUAUUAAAUAGAGUCCAUCAUUUACUUAAUUGUGUGUUUAGUGAUUAACCCUGUUAUGACAAAUUGAAAAUUAAAUUAAAAAAUUUAGGCUAACAUAACUAAACUGUGAUAUUUGCUAGAUUGAGGUUUUUUUUUUUUAUCAGCUACUAUUGCCUCAUUUAUGCAGUUUAGGUUUUCAAUUAAUAAAAAAAAAAUAAUUGUUUUGUCCCCACUGAGUUUUCAAUUAGCCUAAACAAAACCAGUUAAUGUAACAACAGUAUUUUAUUUAUUUGUUCUUUUCAUCUAACCAUCUUCAAGGAAAAUUAUACAAAAAAAAUUGUUAAAUGCUCUUUAAAUCUUCACUCAAGCCUAACAGGAAAUGAGGUCAACAGUGUCUCGUUCAUAUUGAAAUUAUUUUUAACUUCAAAAGCUCUCGGAGGCUGGUACCAAUGUCUACACAGACAUAUAUCCUUGCUUCAGAGGAGAUACAUUUACAGAGCAGUUAAAAGGUCAGAUAAUUCUCUGUUCUUUUAAAGAUGUAUUUUCUAAGGCAUAAAUUAUAGUUAAGCUAAGAUACAAUCAAGCUGUACCCAGCAUCUUGACAUUUAGGCGUAACUCAGCAGCUCUAAUUAGUUGAAGUGACUAUAUUUUUGUUAUAUUUUCCACAAAGUUCUGCUCAGUUAUAAAUUCCUGUAGACUUUAUUAAAUACUUUGGACUUUAUUUAUUAGAGCCUGGUGGACCUUUUUAUUACACAGCUGAAAAUUCACACCAUAAUUUCUAUUUACUAACAGGCGUAACUUUACAGCAACAUAAAUUACUAAAAGGUCCUGAACCAGAACACAGGGACUCCAUAGAAAACCAUAAAGGCAUUUGAUAUUCACUAAAAUACAUUGUGGCUUCAAUAUACAAGAUUUAGUCAAAACUUAUUUAUGGUUGUAUCGGAAAUUUGAGAAUUUUUCCAAAUCAGCAUUUUUAUCCAAAUUUGAGAAUCCGAUUUUUAAUUCACUACAUUUUGUUGUUAAAGGGACUCUCCAAACCCCUAAAGUUAUUUAGUUGCUGGAGUGCUUUUAUUUCAGUUUACAAAAAGUGUUGUAAUUUUAAUUUUCAUUUGAGCAGUGAAGUAUCCCAUUAAGUGAGUAAAUCCCAAAUUUGUAUCCUAAGCAUCUCUUCUCAGGAAAGAGGGGGUUUGCCAGCUGAUUUCUAUUGUUUUUUUGUUAAUUGUUAAAGGGACACUGAGACCCUGUAAUUGCCUAAUCUCAUUGAAAUAGUUAUGGUGUCUGGAGUCUUUUUCGGCGCUGUCCGCCCAUUCAUUGUUAAACACUUUUAAUGCUUUAUAUGCUAAAUGAGAGUCCCCAACAGCCUAUCCCUUUUGGCUGCUAAUCAAAAUGCAUUAGGAGGCUGUGAUUAGUUCAGAGUGCCAGGGAACGGUCUCAGCCUAUCACAGAAUCCAUUGCUGAUGAAUUAGCAUGGCUAAUCUCUGUCUCAGCCACAUGUCCAUUAGGUGCUCUGUUGUUGGUGACCCGGGACAAUUUUAUAUUAUUAAACUGUUCGAAAAUGGUUUAAUACUAAAUGGAGGGUUAAUGUCAAGGAACUCCAGGCAUUCAAACCAAUUCAAUGAGAUGAGAUAGUUAUAGUGCUUACAGGGACCCUUUAACCCAACAGUAAAUAAUUAAAUUGACAUUGACUUAGAAUUUGUUUUUGAAAUAACACCACCUACUCGGUUAUAUAAACAUUAUCCACUACUUGAACAGCUCUUUACUAGUGACUUACUGGAAGUGGUGUUGUUUCAAAAAUAAAUGCUAAGUCAAUGUCAGUUAAAGUGUUAUAUAUUUAUUCAUCUGAAUUUACCUAAAAAAUUUUUAUUUAUCUGAAUUUUACCUAAAUUGUCACAUUAUUAAAAAAUAAAAAAGGUUUUAUUUUUCUUAUUGCACUAACAUACCCAAUUGAAUAAAGGAAUCUUUUUUUUUACUUGCAGUGCCAUAAUGCUUAUAUAUCCAGUCACACACACACUCUCACACAAUAAAAAAAUUGUAUAUACAAACUACUGGUAUAGAAAAAUAAAACAAUCUCCCUUGGAUUAAAUGUUGAGGCCAUGGACAAAAACACUAUCAUUCUGCCAUCUAGUGGUACAUGUGUAGAAAUGUAUUUUACACAGACAUUAAUUGCAUUCUUUGCACGUGAAUACAGUUAAUGUACUCUCCUAUAUUUUAUGUACACUUGAUAUUAUAUGAUAUGCUCUAUAUGUAAGAAUAGGCAUUAUACACACAUAUCAUGUUUUUUUUUCCCCCCAUUAUAUGUUUUGUGACCUUUAUCCCGUGUGAAAUUGAUUAACUCGAACACAAAAACAAAUAGUUCCAGUUAAAAAGCACUUAUCUAAAAAUUUGAAGAAAUUUAGACAACUAUCAAAGUAGGUAAAGAUCACACAAAAUGCUAGGGCAGUUCCCCUCAUACAGGGGAAACUUACCAAGCAAGCUGGUAAAAUAAUGAGCAAACACUAAUAUAAAGCCUAAUCUAUUUUAGAGUAUGGAGUCCGACUAGUAAGAGAAAAAAGAGCCAAAGAAUUACUUAAUAAUAUCAAAUACUAAAAGAAGGUGCAUAAAUAAGUAUCUCAAAAUAAACAAUACUACACUGUAACUUUAUUGAACUACUAAAUCAAAAGAGAUACAGUUACACUUACGUAUCAAUAUAGUGACUCUAAUUCAUAUGGGCAUUGAUAUCAAUCUUAGGUAUAUGGGGAUAAUUUAUUCUAAAUGUUAUUCCAAAUGAAUUCCCAAAUUUAAUACCAAAACAGUGAUAAGCAAAACGUUCUACAAAAUAUUCCCAGGGAGACAUUUAGCUAAUAAUCCCCUAGGUAGCAUGAUAGUAAGGUCCCUCUAUAUAGUAAUGAAUAACAAUAAAAAUGUAUAAGAUAGAGGGAAAAGUAUAGCAAAUACAGAUAUAACGUUAUAAUAUGAGCAGAAGAGGAAUUGUCUAAUGACAGAAGAGAAAGAAGAGCAUAUUGGAAUAUAUAAUAAACAAAUUUAACCCAGGAGAAAGGCAAUUCUAUCCCUGUUCUAUUGUACUACCCUAACUUCUGCUAAUAAACACCUUCAUGGGUGUUCUGUACUAAGUGGCUAAAUAGUAUACUAUCUUGCUAUCAGUAGAAAAACGGACUCCAAACGGAUAAUAUCAAAAAAGGAAAGACAGAUUAAUAAACAGUGAUCAUAACUGAGUGAGAGGAGGGGUUUCCCUCAGUGCAUAGUAAGUGGUGCACUGUGAUGUGCCGAGGUGAGGUGAUAGGGACCCCCCCGUGUAGCCCUCCUACACUAACAGCCUAAUGUCUGCUCUUAUGAGAUUAACCUACUUGGGGAAAAUAAUUCCAUCUGGGGCUCUCUGCAGUACAAGGCUAAAUAGGGCCCUGGGAUGAGGCACCUGUGACAGGGAGGGGUGCAAAACCAAGGAGUUGGCUAGACUCCCAAAUAUAUAUAAAACAAGAGGGGGUUGGCUGCACUCACCUUAACAUGCAUAAAUGGGGGUGCUGCUGGGGGCCAAAUAAUACAAUACACAAGAUCCAGCGCACUCACCUAUCCACUAAACAGCAACUUCAAUGUUGAAAGAUUUUAUUUGUUUUUUUAAAAACACCUAAUCUAGGCAAAAAUAAUGGGGGUUUAGUUACAUUAUAUGAUCAUACAUUGCAUAAGCCUGCCACAACGUCAAUGUACCCCAUCUUUUGCAUCUAUCAAAGUAGUCCUACUGUUUUCAGUAACUUGAAUGCUGAGCUCUAACUAACUAUAGUAUACAAUCCAUUAUCCUUGUGAAAACAAAACCAUAGUUUGGAUACCUUUGUUUACACAGCUAAAAGGUUGAAAGCUAAGAAAUGCCACCCCAGGAAGGGAGACUUUUUAAUCAGACAUGUGGUGAAAUACAGUCGGUCUCUAUUCUCUAGGGUACAUACAUACUACUAAUAGACUUGUUAAUAGGAUAGAGAGAAUCUAAAGGUAUUUUUUGUUAUUUCCUACAGAUUUGUUUCCCAUUUGUGAAAGGUAAACAGAGUAAAAAGGUUCUUUGAAAAGAAUGCCUUUUUCUAACAUUUGUUGAGUGUGCGUCAAAUGAGAAUGGGCUAAUUUCAGAUUAUUUACUUGCAUGGGGGCAGACAUACCUCUUAUGUUUUGAUUAUCUUUGAAACAGGCAAAACAAGUCAAGGUCAACAGGGUCAGGCUUACCAUUAAAUGGGGAUUUUACGCAUACUUAACUUGAUAUUUAGAUAUUCUCAAUCUUACUUCAGGCAUUUAUGAUUGUUUGUAACUGAUGCUCAGUUCUGAAAUCCAUCAUGUAAAUGUCUGCUAGUAAAUCAGGAUGUCUGCUUCCUGUUGCAUUGGUAAAUUUGCUGGUACACAUAAUAAAAUAUAGGUAAAAACCAUAUUAUUUGCACAUGCUCUCAGAUAAAAAGCUACACAUUCUCAUAUGCAGAUAUUAACAAAUAUGCACACCCUCACACACAGGUAAACAUGCCCAGACAGACAGACACACAAAAAUAAUCAUUGUUAGCUACACUCACAGAGAUGGACUGCCAGACAUACAGAGAGACAAGCAAACACACUCUUCCAGGCACACACAUGCAAAUCCACACUGCUAGAUACAUCACAUAUACAGAUACACACUGCCAGACAGACACACUGAUACAUACUGUUGGACAAACACACAUAUAGAUACAGAUUGACAGUCACAGACACGCACAAAAAAAAAUCCACUUUGUCACACACAUGCAAAUACAUACUGCCAGACACAAACUGGUUGACACUGCCAGACAAACACACACAAACAGAUACCCACUGCCAAACAUACAAACAUAAACACACACAAACACACUGUCAGACAUAAAAUGGAGCAGACUGCCAUACACACACACACAAUAUUGAAAUGCAUGUUAUUUUAUAAGCACUCUCCUAUCUUUCUAAUUUUUGAGUGCAAGAUAGUGACUUCGCUGGUAUCAAGUGUGGCACACAAUAUGGGUAGGAAAGCUUUCUUCACUCCUGCACAACUUCUUGAGACCAUAAAGAGGUAGUGCUGUGACAUGAUGACCGAUGUGCAGGAGGGGAGCUGUCAAUGCAGUGAGAUGACUUGUGAUUUAGGAAAUAUAUUGGUGACAUCAUACAUUCCACACAUUCAUAGUGCCAUCCCUGUUUAAAUCAGUGGUAAUAACAUGGUUUGUUUAAAUACAACACAUUGGAGGAGUAGGAGAAUCACAAUCUGGUAAUUGAAAGUAAUUAGUUGGUUUUCCCAAUGCUCAACACAGGGAGAUGUGAGACAAUUCUUCAAAACUUGAUUUUAUUUAAGGACUUCAAGAUAAAUCAUCCUUUAUCCUUGUUGGUAGCUCUACCCUCACUUGCCUCUUAAGAACAUAUCUUUAACUACUCCAAAGCAAGUCUUGUAGCGGGAAGCUUAAAGGCCAUGGAAAUCCUUAAUCUGCUUACAGUGUUUAUAAUUUAUCUUUUUUUAAUAGGAACCAGAGUGAUAUGUUCUCCUUUCUUUGACAUAAUUUAUGUCUUGAGCCUUAAUUACUGGCAAAGACGGCUUAUAUGUGUAUGUGAUGAGCACACAUAAUUAGUAUCUUGUUGGAUAAAUACAUUUUUUUUGAUUAUGAGUCCUCUUUAAACAUCUCUUAACAGAUUUUGAUGGAAUGCCCAGUUUAAUUGGGAAAAGGGACAGGAUUAUUCUUGGAAGAUAGUUAAUUGAGGAAUUCUUGAUAAAACCCAGAUAAAUGGAUAUGCGUGUCCUAAAGCUCGAGUUAAUGAUGACAACUCAUCGUACUUUUUAUUCUGCUUUUUAAAGUCUAAAUGGAUUCAAUGCAAUGUUAAAUACAAUAUAUAUAUAUAUAUAUAUAUAUAUAUUUAUAUAUAUAUAUAUAUUACAUUUUAUUAUGAAUCUCGUAACCUGUUUAUUCACGGAGAAGAGCAUUUUCUCACACCUGUCCUUUAAUUAAAUGAUGAAACAAAUUGUUGCUUGACAAAAUGCUUUAGGGACAAAGUAAAUAUUUAUCUCAUAAUUUUUGUUUCUGAAGUCAUAUAUAAAACAAGUAUAUAUGGUUCAGCCAUGUUUAGUGCCCCUGCUACUACUACAUUUAAAGGGGAACCAACACCUUUUCGGGAUAUUUAAUAUAUGUGUCCUUAUACUUAACAAACAAAUGUUUGUGAGGUGUGAAAAACUACAUUUAGCAAUGUACAUCUCUUUAUCAUGCAACUGUCCAUCUCCAUAUUAACUCCCUGUCGAUCUUUGUUAUAGCUUGUGUAUUUUGUACAUGGCAGUCAGAAUUUAGAGAUGUAGGCAUAGGUUAACACUAGUUAUCUGUGAUUUCACGUGUUUUAAUAAGUGCUGUCAAUUUCAGAAAAGUGACAGUUCCCCUUUAAAUUUCUUCACACAAAGCACACGUUAACGUUAAUACAGCUCAAGAACAAAAGGAAGGAAAAGAUCAAUUUUUGCCUCCCCCAGACAUAAUGUACCAUAUCAGCUCACACAACCUAGCAGUGACUGGGUCACUAAAGUGAUACAUCUUUAUGUGAAAGCAAUGAUGUCCUAUGUACAUUGAGGCAUGCUAUGUAUUAAUGUGUCCAAACACAAGGUUGUCCCUUGAAAAGGGCACUUUUUCUGCUGCCGAAACAUUGGGGGGUUUUAGUGAAAUAGAUGUCCGGCCCUCUAUGUAAGUGUUUACAUGUACCUAUUGUUUGAUGACUUGUUGCCUAUAGCCUCUAUCACUAGUGUAUUAUAGUACUUAAUGUGUUUGUUGUAAUAUAUUAUUUUAUUGUAUAAUAAAGUGAUUGAGUUUUUAAUUAAUUUGGUGUGCAUCAUUUUGUAUGUAUACAUAAAUAAAUGCAUCUCUUUACAAAUUGUGUGGCUUACCUUUCCUCCACAAUCUGCCAUUAUUCAUUUCUUUUUGAUCAGAAACACCAUUAUUUUUUAAACCACAGGCUAAAAAACAUCCAUUCCCAUUAAACAAUGAAAAGCCAAGUUAUGUUUAAAAAAGAGGUGUCUAUUUAUUUGUGUGCAUUACACAAUAACAAACAAAAAGGCUCUGUUACAUGUAAGCUUUUAUUUUAUCUAUAAUAAAAAUAGUGACAAAGGUGAUACGACCAUAAGAGAAGAGGUACAACCUGAACAGCCAUCAUUUUUUGCAAUAAUUUGUGCCAUUUCAUAGGUAAAAUCUUCCCAUGUAUAUUAUGCUAAUUCUGUAGUGGAUCGGAGGGGGUUACUGGAAUGCCAAAUCUUAUUCGACAACGAACAUGAUAUUGGAACCCCAGUUGAGUUGUGAUGUCAUAACAGCUGAUCAAUCACAAAUGGUUCCAAGGAUCCGGGUUUAUUUUAAGUUUAUAGAAUAGAUGCAAGUAUUCAUGCUUUUUUUCUUUUCCCAGUUGAGGUUUAUAUUUGAGCAGUUUCUAAAAACAGAACAUAACCAGUUUGAAUUGCAAUCCAUCAGAGUCCACUAAACUCCUGAUUGCAACAAUAUUUACAUGUCAUUUUUAAGUUACUUCAAAUCCUUAUUUCCUUGUCUUUAAUCAUUUCCUGUGUAAUUUGUUGUCAUUCUAUCCAAUAAAACCGAACACUGAUCAUUUGGGUAUUAAAGAUGAGAAGACAGCAUUGUGCUUUGAGAUAAAAAUCGGUUGUGAUGACUUUAUAUGUCAUUAUUUAGUGCACCCAUUGUGAGAGACCACACAGGAGUCAGAUCAAGUACAAUGUCCAGUUGACUUUCUCUUAAGUCUCUUUAUAAAAUACAUAAAUGAGUAAACUAAUUGCAGCUGUGCAUACCUUCCCCGAUUCCAGUGUAGUGGAAGGAAUCAGCCAAAGCAAUUAAACACAUUUUGCCUAAAGUGUUUAUGAAAAAAGCAGUUUUUCUUGAAUUUCUGCAUUGUCAACAAAACAUCUUAAAAACACAGCAUCUCCAACAAUAUGUUUGUACAUUUUAAAAAGAUAUGUGGGCUGGUGUCUCCUGGCAGCAUCUUUUUUAGUGUGACCAGUUACAAACUUGUUUUAAAAGAAUAGAGAACACGAUGUUAUGUCCAGGCUGUCAUGCAAGCCCUGUUCCACAAACGAACUCUAGUUGAAGCUGUGCAUUUGUUUUUGGCUGCUUCGUACUCAGAGCCCCGAAUGAAUGCUUUCAGGAACAAAUGUUGUCCUUGAUUUCAGCACUCUUCCCUAGGUUUACCUAUCCAUAUCUCUCAUACAACACUGAGUUCUACCCACUUACAGCACAUUAUUGCUCUACUAUCCGUAGGUAGCAUUCUGCUUAUUUACAUAACUAUUGUUUAUACUAUAUGUGCAAUUUGAGUCCUUUCUUCUGUGUUUGUGUCACAUAUUGGGUAUGUGACUGUUGGCACCACUGGAAACAAGCAUAUAUCAAGCAUAUUGCAACGUAUUCAGUGACGGGAUUAUACUGUCUGUGCUGUUUUCACCUCGAGCCUGGAUUGGCUCACUACAUAAUGAGUGGGCCAUUGGUGUACUUUGUACCAUGUCUUUCUGUGAAGUUAUUUAUUUACCUAUGAUUGGUUUUAUGUUUUGUCUUUAAGUAUUGCUUGCAUAUGGAUUACUUUGGAUAUGUUUGUAUACAUCUGUGCAUCAUAUAUGAUCAGUGGUGUUUUUCAUUAGGCACGGCUAGUCUAUUUGAGUUUUUCACAAGAUGUGGGGUUCCUUGUUUAAAGGACCAUUAUAGUGCCAGGAAAACAUACUUGCUUUCCUGGCACUAUAGUGCCCUGAGGGUGCCUCCACCCUCAGGGUCCCCCUCCCUCCGGGCUCUAGGGUGAGGAAGGGGUCAAACUUACCUCUUUCUCCAGCGCAGGGCGGGGAUCUCUCCUCCUCUCCGCCUCCUCUCCGCCUCCUCUCCGCCUCCUCUCCGCCUCCUCUCCUCCUCCUCGGCUGAAUGCGCAUGCACUGCAAGAGCCGCGCGCGCAUUCAGCCAGUCCAUAGGAAAGCAUUCUCAAUGCUUUCCUAUCGACGCUGGUGUCUUCUCACUGCGAAAAUCACAGUGAGAAGCACGCAAGCGCCUCUAGCGGCUGUCAAUGAGACAGCCGCUAGAGGCUGGAUUAACUCUAAUAUAAACAUAGCAGUUUCUCUGAAACUGCUAUGUUUAUAGAAAAAAGGGUUAACCCUAGCUGGACCUGGCACCCAGACCACUUCAUUAAGCUGAAGUGGUCUGGGUGCCUAUAGUGGUCCUUUGAUUUGCUGCUGUCCCUUUAUUAUUAGUUCUGUUCUUCAUAGUGAGCACCAGAUGAAUAUUUACUAUACUGACUUGGUCUGGCUUGGCAGACAUGAAUACAUACAAGUGUGCUCAUGUUCUUUGCACGGUUGCCACGGCUUAACCUAAACCUUUAUUUCAAAUAUAUAAACUCUCUGUGUUACAUCAUAAUGGAUGUUUGCAUCCUAAUUCUCUAAUCCAGAUUCUCCAUCCUUCACAAUCUUCAAUGUAAUUUAACAAGUAUGUCCCCUCUCCCAUCUACUAUUUGAACCCUGCCCUCCAAACUAUUUCCCUCCAAUAGGGCAAUGAGGUACUAACACUUUUAAAGUAGCUGCAUAUGCUGAUAGUGUUUGAUUGUCUAUCACGGACGUAUCUAAUUCCAUUCCUGCCCAAUUGGAUAUCUUGGACAAACACACCAUUUCAGGUUAUAAGCAUAAUCUUGACAAAACAGUAACAUUACUGCUAGCAUCUUAAUAAUUUUAACUUCUGGUAAAUACCUAUCAGUUUAAAUUUGAGACUUCCCAUUAGGUCCUUUUGUGAGUUAAUAUUCCCAUGGACCCUUGGUGGACCUCAGUGCAAACAAUUUUCACAACAAGUUUUCAUCUCUCAUUGAUAAUAAAAAUCUAUUCCAAUAAAGAGGCUGCGCAAACACAGCGUUGUGCCCCAAAGUGCUUAUUUAUUUGAAGGACAUAUAUAAAACACACGUUUCAGGGUAAUCCCUUUUUGUCAAUGCAAUAAUUCCCUUUGAUCCCUACAUAUGGCUUUUCUAUAGGCAUAUGAGCAUACUACUGGGUUAGACAUUUUUGCAAGAGUCUAUUUCCAUUCAUAGGACUAUAGUAAUCUAUGGGGAUUUUCCCAGGCCCCUGAUAAGACAUGGAUCACCUGUAAAACGAAAAAAAUAUAUAUAUAGAGGAACAAAAUCCAUAAUACUGAAAGAUGCUUCUACAAAAUAUGGGACAAAAUAUGGGACUCUUGGUUAUCAGACUCCUUUGAAUAGAUUUUCCUUAAUUUUGUCUUGUUUCAAUCUCCUUUGUCUCAUUCUCUUUUUUGUGUUGUCAUUUUUCUUCCUAAAACCCUAAUUAUAUUAUAUUAUAAAUUAUACAUAAAAAAAAAGAAACUGCAGUAGGUAUAGAGUGGAAGAAAGAGACAAAAAAACCUAAUGUGAUUAUUGAAAUAAUUUUGUUGCUUGUAACAUGUCUGUGAUGUCCUCAUAAAUCAUCACCAUGCUCAGCCAUAUAGAACUCUGUGUUAUUAAAAUGGUAAAACUAAAAACAGGUUGUCGGGAAUGAUUUACCUUCAUCGGUAUAUCUGAAUAUAUCAAAUAAAUAAUGUUUAGGUGGCCAAGAGUCAUCUUUAAUUUGAGAUGCAUUUAAAAAACAGUGUAGAAACCUGUAAGUUUGCAUUUGUCCUCUACAAAUGAGGUUCGACUUCCCUAUAUUGUAGAUUGAUUGGUAAAGCGCUACAGAAUAUGUUGGUGCUAUAUAAAUUCCUAUAAUAAUAAUAAUAUGUCAGAUGAUCAUUAUACACACAUACUUGGGACUUACUGGUUUCCUUCACUGGUGAGGCUCCUCUUUUGACAUUAUAGGUGAGGUUGAACAUUCUGAUCCCAGGAAAUAGGGACCCAGUCCUGGCCACAUAUAUUGGCAGAACCACCAUAGAAGGGUGGAAAAUGGGGCAGUGUUCCCUCUACAAGAGGCAAGGUUUACCUGUUUUAGGUAGAGUUAGGCAAAAGCUAAUGGGAGCAUUAUAUCACCCAUUUAGCUGUUUCAGUACAGGGUCCUUUUAAAGGAACACUGUAGCAUUAGGAAUACAAAGUUGUAUUCCUAACACUAUAUUGUCCAAGUGCCUAUUAGUUUUAGGUCAUUCCCUCCCCCCUUCCUGUUUGCUGUAGACACAUGAAAAACAGGUUUUUACUUACCUUUAUUCCAGCUCAGAGACUCCCUCAGCUCUGUGACCCGCACCUCCUACCAUAACAUAAUUUGCAUCUCUAUGCGAUCACCAAUCCAGUGCUCCUCUACGAGGAUCAUUGGAAACUGAUGCGCAUAAGCGGCAAAUUCAAUGCUUUUCACGUGACUGAGUUUUUCUCAGUUCUUGUGGUUGCGCCUCUAGUGUCCAUCUGGAAGACAGUUACUAGAGGUGUGCUUAACCCUGCAAUCGGAACAUUGCAGUCUCUACAAAAUUGCAAUUGCAGAGUUGAAACUACAGGCCUCUGCACCCAGACCAUUUUGUUGAGAUGAAGUGGUCUGUGUGCCUUUAGUGUUCCAUUAAAUAUCCAAACAUUCUGGGUGAAGUCCCCAGUAUGCUAACAAGGAAAAAUAUUGUAUAGAGAAUCAACUCAUUCACACACAUGACAACAAUAGAUUGGUACAUCUAUACAAUCUUGGCAGUGUGCAAAACUUGUAACUAUUAUUUUGGUUCCAGCUUUGCUCCCUGAAAAAAAAAUGAUUAAAGAAAAAUGUAAAAGCUUUGUUUAUUUUAUGACUAAGAACAUUUUCUAACACAUUUUCCCAAUUUUUACUAGAAACUGGUGUCAGUUUACUGUAACAAGAACGGUUACCUGCCAAGUACAAAAUGGAUCUGAAACAGUGGUUCAAAGAGUUUAUCAAAGCUGCAGAUGGCCCGGACCCUGUGCGAAUCUUGUGAGGUAUACCAUUUCGUAGUUUUGGAUAAAACAAAACAUGUUUAAUCUGUAUAAUAUUUCAUGUUUGCCUUUAUGUGUCAUACGCUGUAUUUUCCUGAAUUAAUAUGCUGCUGUGCUUCAUUGACAACAAACAAAUAUAAUCAAGAAAUCUAAAAAGAACUCAAUGAUCUUAUGCAAAAAUAUAGUCUACAUAUAACAAUAACUCAUCAUAUUAUCUGCCCUGUUUAUAAUCAUAAACCAAGAGUCACUCUAAAAAUGUUUUUGCUCAAAUUAGUUUUACUCAUGCCAUUUCUGGGGUAUCUAUACCAUUAACACUUUUUUGUGUGUCCUGAUGAAAGCUCUGAUCGGGAGCUGAAACGUUGACCUACAUUAACCAUCAAUAAAGAAGGAAUCUUUGGAAAGCCUGGAGUGCCAGUAUUUUUUUCAUGUGUAUAUUAUUUUUUGUGACUUGGCACCAGGUAACAACCUUUUAGUUGGAGUGCAAGAGUUCUUGAUAUGCUAUACCAUUAACAUAUAUGAGGAGUCCAUCCACAGGGACAAUCUAGAUGUGGACCCCUUGCUUACAGAUGAAUAUCAUCCAAGUCUCACUGAUGAACCAUGUAAGAGGCUGAAACAUAAAUUGGAAGUUGCUGUAUCUAUCGUACGCUGGGAAACUGUGUGGUAUACUUUCCUAACAAUGAUGGUGGAAGUAAGAUAAAACUAAUUUUGAACCGGCUGAAUGGGAGCUAACCAUAAGACAAGAUAUUCAUUUUUAUCUUCUUUCUCUAAAUAUCUCUUAUACUGGGUUUUUGAUCUUUCACUAAUCAAGCAUGAAGUUAAUCUGUCUCUUUGUACCGUAUAACAAACGUUUUGAACAAAUUGUGGUUGUCAUCCCUAAAAUUUUAUUUACUUGUAGUCAUAUAGAGUAAAACGUUGGGCUGAACUAGGAAUUGGCAAACUUAAAGUAACCAAGAACAGUAAAGGCUGACACUAAUUUAAGACAGAAACAUAUCCUUCAUUCUUUGGUAGAAAUUAAGUUUUUCAUCUUAUGAAAUGCCAGUUCGUACUGUUCCUGUUUACUAAAAAGAAAGUUAAGAGUCCCUGGUCUAAAUGAUUAAUUGGAAAAGUCAUUGAAAUUAACCCCUUCCAUUGCUAAUGGUAUGGAUAGCACCCUAGUAGUGAUAUAUAUGCUCAAGAGUUAUCAGCACAAAUAAUAAAUCCCAUUAUUACCUGUGGUAAUAGACAAAGCAUUGAUAAUGAUGUCUGCAGCUAAGGAUUCAUGUGCUGACCUCACAAUGUGCAUAUAUAUGCCAAAGGAACUACAAGCAUAGUUUCUUGCAUGUGUCCAUGUUCUAACAGGUAACACUUUUUAGCAUCACACUUUUGUGUUUUGUAUUUUAACACUUACAACUUACAACCCCAAGAGCAGAAACAACAUUUCAAUAGAGAGGACAUUGCAUUGGAACAAACAAAGUCAUCAAAGCUGCAGAUAAGCUUACAGAACAGUGAUUCUUGGUUUACAUUUUAGCCAGCAACCGAAACAUCAUUAAUCAAAACAAUCUCAUCUAAGAGCUGGACAUAUGUAAGAUGGAUGGACACAUUCACAUUUAAACAACACUCUGUGUUAAAUCGGCAAUACUUAAAAAGUCGGUAUCUUUCCAAGAACUAUGAGGAAUGAAGACGAGAAAAGUAUCUACAAACAUUUUAGAAUGUUCAAAUACUAUUGGAAAUGGCUAAAAAAGAAAAAACAAUAUUUUCAACAAACAACAACAUCCAAGAUCAGAAAUCCAAUAAAAAAUGCAAACACUCUUACUGUGAACACAAUUUAAUUAUAAAAAUAGGACUUAUCAACUCUGGGUGACUCAUGAAAUUAUAUUUCAAAAUGUUUGGGAUGGUACUGGCUUAUUUAUUGAGAAGAACGAAAUGCCAUUCAUUCAAAGCUGUAUAGCAUUAUCAAAUAUCGCAUGGUAUACAGAGCAUGUGGACCAACUCGGUUUACAAGCACAAAGUCAAUGCUGAGAACCAGACAUCUACAGGAGACGAUUUCCAGAGCAAUUUCGUUACAAAUCCAAGCGCGUUGUUCAUAGAUAUCUAUCAUGUGACACAGAACAAGAAUACAUACACAUCAAUAACAUGGUUAGAGAUAUAUAGAAGUUUCAAAAAUCAUACACAGAGGAAUGUUGAAAUGUGUUCCACCACUAUUAAAGGUUAACUUACAAUAUGUCUAUACUAAUGUUAUCAUCCAAAGAUAAGUCGGAAGCAUACGGAAAAUCGAAUUUUAAAUAACUUUGAUUCAUAAUAUGUCACUGCAGGUGAAGCCAUGUUGAUGAUACUGGAGCCCAAAAUGCAUGUUACAUCUCACUCAGUCACCAUACCUCAUAUUUGUGCUAUGCAAAUGCCUUGUAAGCAAAUUAUUUUAUAGAAUGACAUGUGGCAUAUACUCUUACUUCUGUAUAUUUGUCAAUGGAAUUUGGCAGCCAUGUAAAGAAAUGCAUUAACUAUUCCAUAUAGCUUAAAAACUAAACGAUAUAUGUACCCGUUCAUGGCUCACUCCCACAAGUGUGUGAGCAGCAUCACAUGGCAUUAGAGUGAAGAAGGUCAAACAAAAACUGUCAUCUGUGGUUGAGAAAAUCAAGAGGAGAGCAGAGGUCAAAUAGACAACAAAUUCAGGUUUGAUAAGUAACUGAAUUUGCUAUAGUGCCACCUACUGUCCAAAGUGCUAACAGCACUUCCUAUGCAUAAUGUUCUUUCUCCAACACAGCUUUCAUUUAUUGCAAAAGCCUGAGUUGUCUGCAUAUCGCUCAACACUGGGUUAAAUAUAUAUAUAUUUAUUAUCAAAAGAAAAUCAGUUUGAUCUUGUUAUGAAAAACUGUCCAAAAGAAGGUUUUGAACGGUUGCCAUCCUGUCCAUGAGUUUGCUCACAGUUACAUCUGCCAAACCACUGGUGACUCAGUUGGUGCCAGGGGACCAUCAAUUUGAUAUCAGAGUGUUUUCUCACAACCAGAUGUGCUGUUUGCUAUAAGGCUCAUGUGUUCAGCUGCUUCCCAUGACGGCAAAUGUUAUUGUUUUUUUAUGUUCAUUGCACAAUAAUCUGAUCAGGGCCAUAUGCCGGAAUGUAGAACACUAAAUGGGCCCAUGACAAGAACGUAUUGCUAGUAACGAGGUAAGCAGCUCUACCUACUGAUUAAAUGAGGAGGGAGGAAUAAUUCAUGCAGGAGUAUUUACUAGAGUGAGAAUUGUUAGGAAAUCAAAGUGAAUUUGAAUUUUAAAGCCAAAGUAGCUGAACUGGACAAAUUCUGGAAGUCAGCUAUUCUUGCAGUUCGACUACUUAAGGAGGAAAAUAAUUUAUUGUUAACAUUGCAAUCUGGUUCCUUAUGCCAGCAUGGAUUGUCCUGAUUAUUUAGUAUUGGCCGCUCUAGAGAGCCUUGUUAAUUCCACAUGUACCAUAACGUGAUAGACUGGACCUGGCUUCCAAUCAGAACUGGAAAUUCAAACAGAUGAGAUGUUUAAGGUGGCACUGCCAUAUUUUAUUUUUCCUUUUGGUUUUCUUUUUCUUAUGCCCCUUUGUGUCUUAAUGAUUAUACUACCUCCCUGCCUGCCUACACUGCCACUUGCUUUUAGAUAUAAGUACAUGAACGCCUCCAUUUUGUUCUCCUGCAUCCAUGAUGAAUGCAUCUUACCAUCCUGUGGAAUACUUUUGACUGCAACUGAAAUGGAAUUUUUAGGUGACUAAAAAUAUGUGUUAUAAGGCGCUGAGUAAUGUAUUCUGGUGGCAAAAACUUUUUAGCGAUUUUAUCCUAUAAAUAACUUUAAAACUCCAAAAUGUGGCUCUCCACCAUAGCAACUUACACAUUUUGAAAUAGAAUUUUGUUUAAGCUCAGCCCAUUGCCAAAAAUUUCUAAAGAUCACAUUCCCCAUAAAAAAAAGUAGUCUGUACUUUUUCUUAUGUAUAACUAAAAAUCCAAGGUGAAUUUCAAAAAAAUCAAAACAAAGAGAAACAGAGAGACAAAAAAAAAGAAAGAUUAAUUGAAACAUAAAACCUGCAAAGUGACAAAGCUGAUUUCACUCCCAACGUUCCACAAUCCAGAAAACACAACUCAGGGCUGGCAGGAGUAAAUUUAACCUUCUUAAAAUAAACUAACUUUUUAAAUUAUUAUUACUAAACAAAAGAUUGCAAAGGACAGCCAUCUUGAUCUCGUUUGUUUAGAGGCACAUCGUAUCUGUUAAAGAGAACAGUUUUACAUUAACAUAAAUCCCCCAAAAGCAUUAAAUGCUUAAUAUAUCACAGAAUUACACGAUGUAUUUUAUGUAAAAUAUUUAGGUAUAAACUCAUCUUACCUAAGAUCUAGGAACAACAUGUCCUCACAUCCAUGGAUCUUCUCUCCUCUGCCUCUUAUGCUCUGUCUCCUCUCUUCUUUAAUUUGCCCUGCUUAAGGAGGCUACCCCAAGCAGGGAAACCACCUCUGUGACGCUGACAUACUGGCUUCAUUGUAUGAUGCUGGUGUCGGAACUGCACCUCAUGUUUAAAUAUGCUUGUCACAUACAACAUUUCUCAGAAUCAACAUUGUUUGUAUUUGCAAGUCUGCAGGGCAGAAACUAUGCCUCAAAAUAAUUUUGUUAAGGGAAUUCUAUAGCAUUAGGAAUUCAAAAUUGUAUUCCUAACUUAAUAGCAUCCUCUAAAGGGACAUCUAUUAAUGAAAGAAUGAGUAUCUCUGUGACCGUCGAUCUCCAUGACUGCACUCCGCCUUUUACACUCAACUCAUGUGUAGAUGAUUUAUUGAGAUCAUGUGGUCUGGGUGCCUAUAGUACAGGUUGACCAGAUCCACCGGACACAUGUAAUUUUGUCAUAUUUAUGAAAACGCAUGAAAACAGUUGCCCUGCAGUAUGUGCAAUGCAUAUUCUACAGGAUUCUUUAUUGCCUGAUUGCUUGAUCUUUUAGACCUUCUUCUGAAUUCAGCAUACUACAGGGCUACACUUUUGAUAUGCUGCCCAUCAAUAUGUAUAUAUAGUUUGGGUCCCAGAAAACAUGGUGGAUCUCGUCACCCUGCUAUAGUGUCUCUUUAAGAUUAAGUGAUAUUGGUCCCUACACUGUCCCUUUAAUGACAACAAGAGUGCAUGAAGCUGUGAAAGCAAAUAAGUAGGGUAUUCCAAGCUGUCAUAAAUAUAUCUUGGGAUUCAAGUAGGAUAAUGGCAACGUGGCAACAUUGUAUAUAAACUGUUUCAUUAUGAUGUAACCCCAUGUAGAUUCUAGAAAUAUAGCAGUUCUUUUUGCGCAGAUAUACAUUUUUGUUGUAAUUCUUAUUUUUAGUUCUCUUAUUAUUUUCUUUCUUUUUUUUCCCACUGCAUAACUAACUCGAUUCUUUUGUUAGUUACAGGACCGUUCUCAGGCCGUUAUAUAAAAUGUCCUACCGUACAGUGACCACUAUGGAAUGGAGAUGUUGCCCUGGAUUCACUGGAAGUAACUGCGAGGAAG